GAAGCGGGGCUCGCAGGUGGAGCCCGCGUCCGAGCGACUCGCGGCGCCGUCCGCCGCUCCGGGAGCCGCGCGCCGUCCGCCUGGCGGGCGGGCAGCGCGGGCGCAGGGGCUGCGCUGCGGGCGGAGACGCGGCCGCGCCAUGGGCGCGCGGACCUGGCGCGUGGGCUUCCGCUGCCUGCUCCUCGUGGCUGUCUUUGGGUCCACCCGGAGCGAGGGCGUGCAGACCUGCGAAGAAGUUCGGAAACUUUUCCAGUGGCGGCUCGCGGGAGCUGGCAGGGGGCUUCCGGAUUCGCCGCGGCCAGGUAAGGCGCCAGGACCUGAUCUUCAGGUUUGUAUAUCCAAAAAAGCAACAUGUUGCACCAGAAAGAUGGAGGAGAGAUACCAAGUUGCAGCCCGCCAGGAUCUGCAGCAGGUGCUUCAGACAUCUAGCUCUACAUUAAAGCUGCUCAUAUCUCGAAAUGCUGCCACUUUUCAAGAAACCCUUGAAACUCUCAUCAGACAAGCAGAGAACUACACCAGCAGACUUUUCUGUAACACCUACAGGAACAUGGCUUUAGAAGCUGCUGCUUCUGUUCAAGAGUUCUUCACUGAUGUGGGACUCUAUUUAUUUGGGGCAGAUGUCAGUCCUGAAGAAUUUGUGAACAGAUUUUUUGACAGUCUUUUUCCCCUGGUCUACAACCAUCUCAUUAAUCCUGGUGUGACAGACAGUUCCCUGGAAUAUGCAGAAUGCAUCCGCAUGGCUCGGCGGGAUAUUAGUCCAUUUGGCAGUAUUCCCAAGAGAGUGAUGGGGCAGAUGGGGAGGUCUCUGCUGCCUAGCCGCACCUUUCUGCAGGCUCUCAAUCUGGCCAUUGAAGUCAUCAACACUACGGACCAUCUCCACUUCUCCAAAGAGUGCAGCAGAGCCCUCCUGAAGAUGCAGUACUGCCCACACUGCCAGGGCCUGACUCUCAGUAAGCCGUGUAUGGGAUACUGCCUUAAUGUUGUCAGGGGCUGCCUGGCACACAUGGCUGAGCUUAAUCCACACUGGCAUACGUACAUCCGGUCCUUAGAAGAGCUGUCAAAUGCGAUGCAUGGGACCUAUGACGUUGAACAUGUGCUCCUGAACUUCCACUUGCUGGUUAAUGAUGCCUUGUUGCAGGCUCAUGUCAAUGGACACAAGUUAUUGGAGCAGGUGAAUAAGAUUUGUGGGCAUCCAGUAAGAACACCCACACAAAGCCCUCCUUGUUCUUUUGAUCCAAAUAAAGAGAAGCAAGGAAUUCUGAAGACCUCUGUACGGAAUGGUGAAGACACACUUGCCAACAGAAGAAAAGAUUUUAUCAACAGCCUCCGACUGUACAGGUCCUUCUAUGGCGGCCUAGCUGAUCAGCUUUGCGUUAAUGAACUGGCUGCUGCCUCCAGGCUGCCCUGCUGGAAUGGGGAGGACCUGGUACAAAGCUAUACUCAGCGUGUGGUUGGAAAUGGAAUCAAAGCCCAAUCUGGAAAUCCUGAAGUCAGAGUCAAAGGAUCUGAUCCUGUAAUAAAUCAGAUAAUUGAUAAACUGAAGCAUGUAAUACAGUUGUUACAGGGGAGGUCGCCCAAGCCUGACAGGUGGGAGCUUCCUGCGCUGGGCAGCGGUGGUGGCAUGGCUGAGCAGGUCAGCGGAGACUGCGACGACGAAGAUGGAUGUGAGGGGUCCGGCAGCGGAGAAGUCAAGAGGAUGGUGAAAAUCACACGCUAAACAUGCCAACAUCGAAAGCUAACUCUGCCCUUCCCCCUCCUUACCUGAGAGGGCUGUCAGCGUGGACACAGCUCAUCUCACUGAGAAGCAAGCGCAGAGACAGACAGGGCACCCAAGCACCGAGAGCAGUGAGUGGAAGUAGGCAGAUGCUUCCCUUUCAGUCUUCAGAGAACAUGAUGUAUUCCAUGGUCAAAGCUAUGUUCCUGAGUGAAAAUAGCGUUUAUUUGGGUGGGCCUGACAACUGUGCAGUGGAAGCAAUGUGAAUUGUACAAUGAAGGUGAGUGAUCUGAAAGAAGAGAAGACGAAUUAGGCUCAAACAGUGGAGAAAGUGACUCCACAGCCUCCGCCCUGACAAAGGGAUCAUGAAAGCAUCCAGAAAUCCCUAACACCCUUCCCUGGUCUCUUCCUAUCAUUUCCCUUUGCUGAGGCUCCAAGUGUUUAAAGUAAUAAGAUGGAGCCCUUAUGGCUGCCUUUUCUUACAGACUUCAUAUAUAUAGGUGAUAGAUGCAGCUCUGGCUAUCUCUAGUUAGAUUGAUUUGUAUAUAAAUCAUGCUUUCCAAUUUCCCAGUGUCUAAUAUUGAUAAUAGGAAGAGAGAUUGAAUCACAUAAAGUCUAUACCUGUUUAUCAUCUGUAUCUAUAUCUGUAUCUAUAUCUGCAUACCUAAAUCUUCACUAAGUCCAUACUUCUCUCUCAGGCAGUGUGAAAGAGGUUAGAAAUAUCAUUUAUACACAUAUAAAUGUUAAAGCUUGCUCAAAUUAAUUCAAGGACAUCUCUGGGUCUUCUAAAAUACAAUCCACAGGUCACUCUGCUUUGUACAUGACUCUGUAUGAGCUCCACUUUCACCUCUGCCCUCUGACCCCUGCAUGCCUCUGCUACCACAGUGCCACAUUUCCUUUUGAUCCCCAGCAGGCCAAAAACAUUCCUGGCUCAAAGUUCCUGCACUGACUGUUUUUUGUUCUUAGAAUUCCCACAGCUAGCUCUUUGGACCUCAGACGUCUUCUCAUCUUUUCAGUGUGAGGUCAAAUCUCUCUUCCUAGAAAUGAUUUCCGAUUUCAUCUCAAGAGGUGCAUCAUCGCUUCGGCAUUAUAGCACCCUACUACUUUAUAUAAAUGUUACCUCGAUGCGGGCAGCAUCUUCAUGAGUGUUCUGUUGCACUGUGUUGACGAAACCCAGAGUGGAGUCGGUCACUAAGAAAAGGCUGCCAAACUUCCUUUUUCAUAGGUUCCAACAGGUCAUUUGUAAACUGCUUACUAAUUUAUUAAAUACACUUUUUUAUUAAAGGGCAAUGAUUUCUUAGCAUUCUGAGAUCUACAUGUGUGGUUUGUAGUUUUUAAAAAUCUGGUGCUCUAAUUUACUUGGGCAUAAUUCAAAUAAGAAUUUUACCUUUCAGUCAUGAUAGGUGUAGCCAUCAUGAGUGAAAGACUAAUGUGACUUCCAUGUAAACAGAUUGGCAGGAUGAAAAGUCACAAUCUUUAUAUCGCUUCCUUCAAGGCUAAUGUUAAUGGGAAAACCUCACUAGCCCUUAAAGCCCAUGGAAAAAGUUACUUACUAGUCUGAUCUAGUUUUACUUUUAAUUCUGAUUGGCAAUUCACAUAAUCUUUGCAAGUAGGUUACAGUUAUAAAAGAAGCUAUUUAUGACAAUUUGUGAAGGAGAAAGACUCUCUCUCACUCUCUCUCUCUCUCUCUCUCUCUCUCUCUCUCUCUCUCUGUCUCUCUGCAACACAAAAUUGUUACAUUCUAAAACUGAAAGGAAAAUAGUCACCUCAAACCAGGUAUGAGUCUAUUAAAUUUAUAACAAAAUUGAGAUUCCAUAGAGGCAGUAAACCUAAAGAUGAUAAGUUUUAUUAGGGUUAGCAAUACAUAUCUUUAUUUCAUUAUUAAAAGUGCUUAUCACCAAUCAGAAGGCAGUCCUACCUGACUUUCCUCCAUGGAAAAAAUAACUUGCUGCUGGUUGUCAUGUCAACUUCAUGUCAAAAGCAACUGAAGGGAGCUCAAUACUCUGAGCAGCACUAACAUAAGGGAGGAAGGCCCUUCUGGACAUGGAUUCUCAUUGCCACAUGUGUCACAAUCUCUGUAAAAAACGAAAAAACGGCCAUUACUUAGGAAGUAGCAUUUGAGAAGCACAUUUUAAUUUUUCACUGCACAGGUGUGUAUCUGUAAGCAGCUUCUAACCUAUGUUCCAACCAAUAAAAAGAUACGUAAAAUGUCUAGAGACUUAAUUGCAAGAUUGCCCCUUCCCUUAAAUUUGAAGCAAAAUUAAAUGAAUCAAUAAACUAAUCUAAUUCUAAAGUGCAUUUGGCUUCAUUGACAGCAAAUUUCAUUCUCAGUGUUUGAAAGAAAUGUGAAGCUGAAGGUGGUAGUGAAUGACUGUAAUCUUAUCACUCGGGAGGUUGAGACAAGAAGAUCCCCGUGAGAUCUAGAGAUACAUAGUGAGUUGGCCACAUGAACUACAUAGCAAGCCUCUGACUCAAAAAAGUCAUUGAAAACAUGCUUUUCCGCAAAAAUUUAAAAGUAACCUCAUAAUGAUAUAAAAUAAAUAUCUAUUUAUUUGGAAUUUUGCAAUUCCAAAGAGAACAUUGGUCACUAUUAUUUUUACACAUUGAUGUUUAACUGUUUUAUGGAUAAUUAUUGAAGGCCCAAAAUUCUAAUACUGCUAAAGAAAUAAUACUGUUAUAUCUGUCCUGUCAGUCUUUGUAUACCCUAGAGAUAUGCUCAUCUGGAAUAAAUAGAUAAAUUACAAUAGUUACUGAAACAUUGAAGUUGUAUUUUAACACUGAUGCAGAAAUAUUGGCAAUUUUAUGUUUUUUAAGCCACAAUAAGUUCCUCUAGAUUACUACAUAUCUUUUUGUCUUGGGAAUCCCUUUGAAGAAGUAGAUAUGAGAAAAAGCUUGCAAUAUAUAUUUUUUUUCUAUAAAAUCUCAGAGCAAGCUCAGAAUUACUUGAGUUCUGCCAGUAUAUCAUGAUGAAAAAAAUACCUAUUUUUGUGUAAGUCUUUGAUCAGUAUAUUCUCAUUGAAAAUAUGAAAGAUGGCAAUUGUAACUAUAAUUUUGGCCAAACUUUAUUUUGAUUACAUCACAAUGUAUCCAGAAGGAAUAACUGUAUGGCUUUGGGACUCUUUUGUUUUUUCUUAUUUAUUCUUUCUUAAGUACCAAAUAAAAUAUUUUCUGUGUUUAGUUUCAAAACAUUAUUUCAGAGUAAUAUUCAGGGAUAAAAUCAACCUCAAUGAAGCUUUAUCACAUCUUGUCCCCUAAAAUUUUGGGCUCUUGAUAUAGUUGUCAAGCCAAAGAAUUACAUCUUUACUAUUCUAAAUAACAGACAUUUACUAAGCAACAUUUCUUUAAAUAACUGCAUUAGCAAGAGUCAUUUUGAUUGUAAAUGUGCGGAAUUUAAUUCGAACAUACUUAAACAGAUAAUUUGGUCCAUAUAAACUGUGUGGUACAGCUUAUAUCUAGAUGUUCCCCCUAAACUUACUGUACCUUAUAGAGGGGGCUUUUUGGAGGUGAUUGCAUCAUGAAUGUAUGAUAUUGGAUUAAAAGUGUGUGGAUUAGUACUCUGAAUGGUUUACCACAGUCUUGGUGUGUCUGAAUAGAUUUACUGGAGACAGAAGGCCCAUUUUGGGCAAACAGUCUUGUAGCCUAGAUGGAAUAUAAACUUAAAGGGAAGCUCACUGUUUCUACCUCCCAAUUCCCUGCCCUGGAAUGGUUUCUCUUUUGCCUUGGAGCCAGAUGACUAUGGAUUGCAUCACCUACAAACUGUGAACCCAAUAAACUUUUCCUCCUUUAACUUUGAAUAUUGAGUAUUUUGUUUCAGCAAACAAGUGAGGAGAGUAACUAAUACAGAAUUUGGUACUAGAAGUGGGGUCUUUGACUGUAUCUGACCAUGUGUUUCAGGAUACUUUGGAACUGCCUAUGGGAAGAGUUUGGAAAGGUUUAGAGAUGCUGUCUGUAAGAGCAGUCCUGGAAACAUCUGGUAAGAUUUUGGCAAGAGUUUAGAAUACCAGAACACAGACAAAAAUGAGACUGGUAAAGACCAAGUUCAGGAGGUUUCUGCUUGGAAGAAGGACUGAAUUCACUGCUAGACUCCAGAUAAUGUGUGUUAUACCUUGUUAGAAAGUAUCUGCAGUUUGAUUAUAUCCACGGAGUUUGCCUGAGACUGAGAUUAUAAAUCGUGGACUAAUUAAUCUUGCAGAAGAAAUUUCAAGAUAGUUUAAUAUUAGGUUGUAUCAUGGCUACUUUAUGGGCUUUUAGCCAGAUUUAUGUUGAAGCCAGAUAUACUGAUGUAUGUCUGUAAUCCCAGUGGUUGGGAAGCUGAGGCAGGAGGAUCACUGCAAGUUCAAGGCCAGCCUGUGUUACAAAGUGAGUUCAAGUUUAGUCUCAACUAAUAGUAAGAUCUUGUCUCAAAAAAAUAUGUUGAGAAUUAAGAGCAAAAGCCUUGCAUAAUGAUUUAAAACAUUGUGAAUUUGACCAGAAGGUAUCCCCUAUAAAGCUAUGGACUGCAAAGAUAGUUCAGAGAGAUCUUCAUUGCUGAGAAGCAACAGGAGAAGAGAAAAAUGGCCUGAGGACAUCAUAUACAAAAACAGUACUCCAGCCUUUGAAGCCUCAAAAUUGCCAAAGGAAAAGACUUUACUUUGAGAAGGAAACACUGGAGCAGGUAUCCCAUGCUUGUUUUAGACACAUGCAAAGGAAUUUUGGGAUUGGGAAGGCUUUCACUCAGAUUUCAAAACAAGACCUGCAAGGCUAGGUAGUGUGCCCCUGAACUGUGAGUAUAAAGCUAUAGUGGAGACCCUAAAAUGUUUGGAGAAGCCAGAAACACAGAUCAUCUGAGGCAAACUGCAAGGAGGGAGCACAGCCAGGCCAAGAGAGAAGCCAUGGAUACUACAACCACUGGCAGAGCCAUGAGACAGAAAACCCAACCCUUUGGCACUCACAACUUGUCACAGAUGGCCAGGGAUACUGGACAUAGAACUGUAGGACUUGGUGUUUGCCAGGGGAAUUUUUAAAUUGCUUCAGACCCAUUCCUUUGUUCUCCUAUUUUUAACUUUUGUAAUGUAAAUAUCUGCCUUGUGCCAAUGAAUGUUGGAAGUGUUGAAUUUCCUUUUCAUUUGUACAGGGACUUAUAGGUAAAACUUUGCUUUAAAUCUCAGAGGAGACUUGGCUUGAUUUAGUUUUUCUCCCUAAGCCUCAUGAGGUCAUAGUAGGACUCUUUCAAUGUGGCUGGAUCUAGAGUUUAUGAUGUUGGAAUUAAAUGUAUGUGAUUAUUUAAAUUGGUUCACUGAUUCAGCACCUACCCUAAACCUAGUAUCUUAGAUAGAAUAUAAAAACCUGCUGGUGUUGGCUGAACUUACAGCUUGCUUGCUUUGCUACCUUAAGCCCACCAUGAACUGUUUCUUCUUUGUGAUGCCUGUCUGCCAUGCCACUCUGCCUUGGAACCAGCCAACUAUGGACUGAAACCUCUCUGAACUGUGAGGCAUACAAAACUUUCCUCUAACAUUGUGUGUUGAAUAUUUUGUCUAAGCAGUGAGAAAGUAAUUAGGAUAUAUAGAACCAAAGGAAGAGAUAUAAUGGAUAGAGGCUUACAUAUUUCCAAAAAUGGAAGCUCUGUGGACAUGUUAAUCUCUGGCAUUCAGGUGUUGCCAUCAAGAAGCUCAUAUGAGUGCCAAAGUCUAGAGUGUUCAUUGGCAUUCUGGCUCAGAGACAUGACAGAUUGAUUAAUUCCCUAUAUAGUCCAACUCAACCUCCAGCAAUUCUCUCCAUGAAGGACAAGCUGAUCUCAUGUCCCCUGUGGGGCCCACAAUGAGUCACCUCAUAAGCAUGAAGUAUCAAGUGUGGGACAAGAAGCUUAUCAUGAAUAAAAGCCUUAUCAUUUCAGAAAUUCCAAGGGGCAAAAGAUUGUCUUUCAAUAAGCAAAAUAUAGUGCAGACUUCUCUUUGGGCAAAGUUGAAUGCUUACACAGGGCAUGCUCUGGCCUUUGGCUAAGACAUUCUUAAAGCAAAACUAUCCAUACUUGUCUGGCAUUUACAUCUAAUAAAUUAUUUAUAUGAUAGAGAUAGAAAUGGUAUAGAAAUUAGGUGAUGGUUUUCCAAAUACAGUUUUACUUCAGGCCAGCUGUUUUCCUUUAGUAUUAAAUCCCAAAAAGGCUUUUACUUGAUUCCCUGAUACAUUUGACCAUCAACAUUGAUAUUAUCAAGUUACUGGCAGUGCUACUGUUAAACUAUAACCUAACAUAGUGAUGAUAUCUAAAAAAUAAGAAUCCGAAAAGACUAGACCACUUUUAGAAUCCAACUCAGUCAUCAGCAGUACAAUGCACCAUCAUACCAUGUGACUGAAUGAUCUAGAGCAAUGGCUCUCUGAUGUGCAGAUUUCCUUCCAUUCAACCUUUACCUUUCUCAAAGCAGGAUUGUAUUUUGCCUUUCAGGUAUCUAGUCAAUUUAGCUAAGUGAUAAUAUCACCUCUCUGCUAUCAGAGAGGUGAUCUCUUAAGGUAUUGAUAUGAUAUUAAAUUUCUCCUCACUGCAUAACUACGUAUUCAUUCUUUUACGUUCAGUUAUCAAAUAAACAUCUUUUCAUCUGUCAUUUAAUUUUAGGCAAAUUAAAGGAAGGAUGGAAGGAUGUUGUGGUUGGCUCUUGUGCCGUGCAGAUUGGUAGCAGUAAGACUAACCUAGCAAGUGCUUUCUCCCGUCUCUGGUCUCAUUCAUUUGAGUAGAGAUAGAGAGGUAGUGGGUUGUGAUGAGCACCAAGAAACUGACUUCUCUUCAUCUUUAACUCCAAUUUUAGUAGACACAGUGAACUUCAUCAAGUCUGAGGAAAUCAGAGGUAAAGGCUUAAAGCUACAAUUACAGUUUCAUGCUUAGGGAUCAUUUUUGUUUCCUGAACUAGCAGACUACUACAUCAGACAGGAAAAAAGAAAGUUAAAAAUAUGUGGCAGGAAAAAUAAAAAUAUGUAAUGUUAUCAUCAUGAAUCCCUAUCUCCACAGUGGUAAGAGUAGCACAGUUAUUCUAGAAUCCUCCCCACCUCAACUUCCCCAGUCUCUCCGAAAUUAAAGAAAUCUACCUAGUAUGCCCAUCUUUGUCGGCCACAUUCGGGUUGUGUGUGAGUGUGAAACAGCUUUUCUUGCAUCUCUUCUCUUGCUUUCACUUUCUCAUUCCAAUUUUUAAUCCACCCACUACUCUGUGAAUGGUAUCUCUGUGCUUAUUAUUAGACAUUAUCAGCUGUAAAAUUCUCUGUUCCAAGGUAUUGUUAAUCCGUGGACUAACCAUGUGGAAUAUCUUUUUGUUCUGAUUUUUUAUAGCCCCCUUGAACAUUUGACUCUGUCAGCAGAUGUGCAAAAUACAGUUUAGAGUAACUGACUGUUCAUGGAAGGAUCCUUUUGUAACCUGUAGAAGCAAAAGGUAUGGAUUGAUUCAUCCUACCUGUAGAUACAGAGCUCCCCCCUCAGGAAUUUUCUCCAUAGUCAUAGUGUAGUCUAUGCCACUCUUUCUGCCAGACAGCUCAACUCUUAAUAACAUUUUUGUGCCUCAGAAGAUAGGAACAAGAUACUUAGUUUCAGCCACUCUGCAUUGCCAGCAUCUCUGAGUGUCCACGCAACAUGGACACAAGUGGCUUCCUCAAGCCACUGCAUCAUAGACCCACCUGCUGGUUCCAGUCAUCUUCUGGAAGGUGACUCUUCUGAUGGCCUGGGAAGAGUUUGGAAGGCAUAUUACAAGGGGAAAUGUAACGCUACCUAAUUGAAAGAAUAGAAGGUCAUUUAAUCAACUAAAUUUCAGAUUUUUCUUGUCCCGUGGUACAAGGUGCAAGAUUUAAGCAUUUAAACUUUAGUCUUCUGUAUAACAUGUUUAUAAUAAAUUGCUGCCUACUCUCUGUGAGAGAAUAUAAGAAAUUGGAGCUAAUAUACACUGAUGGGCUAAUGACUGCUGAUAAUAAGCUUGGCCUUGAAUCUAUGAGCUGUUUAAUAACAGCCAAAGCUCCCAACAAACUUUUUUCUUCCCAACAAACUUCUAAUACAGUAGGGUAUAUAAAUAAAGUGCAUACCAGAAUCCUCUAUGAACUGCAAAAAUUAAUGCCUAGUUAUUAUCUCAAAAUUAUGUUUGCAUUCUUACCCACCAUAUGCUAGAUGGUUGACAUGCUAUCAAUAUUGCAGUGAUGAGAGCAUAUUUUACUUCUUUAAUUAUCAUAAUGACUCAGUGUUUCAGUGUACAUGUGGAGCUUUGUUUCUUUUUUUUUUUUCCGUAAUAGACUCUGGUUUCCUAGUUCAAUAAUCUAAAAUGUUUAAAUAUUUCCAUAUGUGUUUUAUAUAUUGCUUUGGGGUUUUUUUGAUGAUUCUUUUCUGAGAUUUGGGUACACAUUCCACCUUUUCUUUCUUAAAAUUACUAAAAAGAGUUGAUUCUUCAUUAUAAGAAAAUGUGAUUGAACACAUGUAUCAUUUGCUUUUUAAAAAAAUCUACGUCUAUUUGUUGUCUUCAGGUAAAUUAAAGAAUAUCUUCAGCCUCUAAAACCACUAAUAAUAACCAUUUUCUACAGUACUCUCUGUUUUUUGAACUCACAGACCAUGAUGCAGAGAAGUUAUGGAAGGAUGCACGCAGUUAUAUGUAAAUACUAUCCUUUUUAUGCUAGAAAUUUGAGCCUAUGUGGAUUUGUAUUAUCUGAGAAAGUUCUAGGAAUCAGUCCUCAACAAAUUCCAAGAAAUUAUUGUAUGUAAUAAAUAUUCUAUAAGGUGAGUCUUUAGUCUCAAAAAUAAGCAAACUGUGGGAGCAGAAAAACUUGUAUGUCGAUUAGACAUAAUCUUGAAUUAUGUUUCCUGCAUACGCCAAAUACCCCUUCUCAAAUGAGAAAUAAAAAUCAAUCUAAGUUUUGUAUCCUUUUGGUAUGGUAUUCAGAGGGCAAUUUGAAAUCAGGCAGACCACCCUUUACUAUAGUUUUUAUAUUAGAUUUCAAUGCAUCGUACUAUGUAAUAUAGGCUUUUGUUUAAAAUACCCCAAGUUACUGACUAGCUCUACCAUCUUACAUAAGCCUGAUUUUAAGUGACUCCUUCCUUGCUAUUAAAUUGUUUUGCUUUCUAUUAAUUACUUCAGAGUGCUGUUUAAUAGUCCUUGGAUAAACAGGUCCUUAGACAUGUAGAAAAGAGAAAUGCAAUAAAUGACAGGGGAACAGUAUGCGAAAAUAUGUGAUUCUUUGCAUAUGCAAAGUGAGCAAGCUUAGGAAGGAAAAGACAAGUAUUGAAUUCAGCUAAUACAUUCUUGAUCAGGAAAACUCUUGAUGGGGUUAAACACUAUGUACAUUGUUGGUUUCUUAAAAGCCAGUUUCAUGAAAGAGGGUGUUUAGCUGGCAGUUUCUGUCCAGAAUUCAUCAUCUUUCUCCUCCUUGUUCCUGACAUUUGUACCUGUGUAAGGGGACAUUGAUCCUAUCUUCAGCUCUGAAGAUGGCUCUUGAACACCUGGCAAACCAUGAUCCUCCAUUUUUUUUUCCAGAUAUCAUUCAAGAAUUUAGCCUUAGGAAAGCAUUUGUGAUUUUCUCUUCAAGACUGAUAAUUCGUUAAGGUUGUGAUUCUCCAAAUGUGGUCAGGUGCCUCCUCAGACUUCUCUGUGGACUUACUACAAAUAUACAUUCAAUUUAUGUUUCUUUUUCUUUUCUUUUCUUUUCUUUUCUUUUCUUUUCUUUUCUUUUCUUUUCUUUUCUUUUCUUUUCUUUCUUUCUUUCUUUUUUUUGGUACUGAGGAUUGAGUUCAUGAUCUCUCUCUCUCAGGUUAUGUUUUGAAAUUGUUACAUCAGAAAUUUGAGGAAGGAGCCUCACCAACAACCUGUUUCAAGGGGUUCCAGGUGAUUCUGAUACCCACUUAAACUUAAGAAAGAUUGGGCAAAGAGAAUGCAGCUGAAGUAGGUGAAUUCAGUCUAAUCCAAGCACAGGGUUUUAUCAUGUGGGUGUGAGGUAGGUUUUCCUGUUUUUACUGAUUUACGUGCAGAACCAAAUUACCCCAUCUGCUGCUUAGGCUUUUUGACAGCAUCAGAGAAUUCAGCUUGUUGAGUGCAAUAAACUAAAUGUUUUUGUCCUCCAGUUCUAUAAUAGAAAUAUGUAGAACCUGAUGUCUCUGUGAUAGUAUGUAGUGGGGAGGCUUUGGAAACUGAUUAGGUCAGAAAGGUGGAGGCUUCAUGAACUGAAUUAGGAAACUCCACAGGGCUUCCUUCCCUGUUUGCCCGAGUCAGAACACUGCAAAAAAGUAGCUGAUUUAGAGUCAAGAAAGGGAACUGCCUCUUAUUGUUCUGUGCUCAUGGACUUUGUGGCCUCCAGAACUAUGUGAAAGUCACGGUUGUUUUUUUAAGGUGCCCAGUCUACACAGCACAAAAAGCUUUGACAGAAAAGUGAAGGUGAAUAAAAUAAAAAGAGCAUAAGCAUGUCAAUAUUGCAAGUGGACAUCGGUGAGUUUCUAGUUUAAGAAGAAUGAUGCAUUUUCUCUUUAAACACAUUCAGCUCAAGUUGUCUAUAAUUGCAAUAGAAAACAUCUUGACUGAUACAGGACUGAAAAAUGGAGACUAUUACUUUAUUUAUUUAAUAGAUAUAUAUUAUAUACUGGCUGUGAUUGUAGUCCUCAAACAUAUGAAAAUGAAUCAUGAUAUCAAAAAAAAUCCAACCUAUUGGUGUUUAUAUUUUUAACUGUAAAAACAGAUAAAAAAUGAAUGAUAAAUUUUCAAAAAGAAGAUUGGCUUAAUUAGCAAGUGAGAAGUGCUAUGAUGAAGCAAGAAUCACAAUAGCAUAUAUGGGUUAUAAUUUUAGAUGGUAAGGCUAGGAAAUAUCUUCUAAGAGGAUGUCAUAAAAUUAUACAGAGAUUAGUACAAGAGACGGAACAGCUGUGGUGCAGAAGUCAUGGCAAACUCAAGCUAACAGCUAAUUCAGUUGUACAGGAUUUCAAAAGUAAUAAAUGAUCAGAACAGGAUUUGGACUGGGGGCUAUGUAGCUAUAUAUAGCAGUAUUUUUAUUUAUGCUGUAUUCCCUCCAAAGAUGCAUUACGACAUAUGAAGAACAAUGUUCUGUUCAUAAUAACAAUGUAGUACAGCACCAUUCUUAGUCAGCUUUAUUGAAUUUCUUUGGAACCCUUCUAUUCCUCAAGAUAAUUCUUCAAGAAGCAAAAUAUUUUAAAGGGAGAAUUUUACACCUUCUCACCAUGUGUAAAUUAAAACUGAAUGCUACACAGAUGUGCCUUUGCAGGAGGGCACAGGGGAUCCAAAGUACUAAUGAAUUUUUCUUUGCUUAUAUUAGACCUUAUAUUCAGCAUAAGAAAAAUAGCUGUUGGUGUAAGCUCCACAAAUGUCCUCUGGGCACAUUAGAAAACCCAAUGUCUCUUAUUCACCCUUGCUCAGUCCAGAACCUAAAGACUUUGCCUAGCACCGUAGACUACUUAGCAUCCUAUUGUAUUGCUAGUGUUUAUUCUUAGGAUGGUGCUUUCCCCUGCUCAGCUGUUAACCAAUUUCCAUGUCAUCCCUCAGUUCACUUAACAAAAACACUUGAUAAGUCAUCCAGUGAUUCAACUGUGAGCUGCCACCUGAGUUCUAUUUCAUUAACAAUCCCAUUGAUACAAAUUACAAUUCUGUUCUCUGCACCAGCCCAAAGGGAAGGGAGAGAUUUCUCUGUGAGCACAAAGCUUAGAUUUUUCAGAUAUAUGAUUGAAUAAUUAUGUUGAUGUUUGCCCUGAAUAAUAGAUAUGUCCCUCAGUUAACAGAUGUUCCCUACAGUUGCUAAAUAUAAAUUGUACAUUUUCAAUGUGCUUUCUUUGUAUCAAACAUGUAUAUGACAAUCCUUCCCAUCCUUCUUUGCUUACAAAUUAGUUUUUUAAUGGGAAACUUGGAAAGACAGAUUUUAUUUCACACCGUAAUUUUUAGUGAAGAGAAGGAUAGCCUGAAAAAAAAAAAAAAAAAGAAUGCCCUGGAAUCAAAAAAUAAAUUUAAAAAAUUUUAAAAAAUGUAUAUUUGCUAUCUAUGGAACACUUUCCUCUGAGAAUCUGCUCUAAAAUGAGGCCUUGUCUUGCUUGACAACAAUCAUAUAGUGAAUAAUUCCUUUUGAGGGAUUUAAAACUCCAGCCAUUGCCCCUAAAAAGACUAUAUAAUCUGGCAGAGCCAUUAUAUAAACUAACACUUAGGAACCAAAGGGUAUUAUAACUCUGUCCAUCAAAAAGUUAAUAAUCUGUGACCUUUUAAAAUCAUAACAAAAAUUGCUUUUUUGAUUAUGCCAAUAACAAUAAUAAAAGGUUAUUUUAUGGUCUCCAGAAUAAAAUUACUCAGUGCCUAAAUAGUUGUGCUCACUUGCUUUACAUUGGGUGGUAUUCCUUUGCAGCUGUUUCUGUUACAUCCAGGUAUAUAUCAGAAAUGAAAUCUGGGCAUUUCAGGUGUUUUAUAAAGGAAAAUAUGUCAAUGUCUAAGGUAGUCAGAACUUCCUAAUUCAAGCAUUGUUGGAGCUUUCAGAGACAGAUGUAAAAAUUUUACUUAAAUUACACAAAAUGUAUAUGGAUAUAUCUGAUUGUAAUUUGCUCUUUAUCAUUUUGUUUAUAAAGGCCUAGACUUGUUUCCAUAUUGCUAGCAUCAGUAGUAGAAAGAAAUAACUUGAGAUCUGAGAAGUGUGACUCUUUGUUGAAUGCAGUAGUUCUGGGCUGGGUUACACCUUCCAAGUUGUGUUCUGUAACAGCAGCGCCUUCUCUGUCCUCCCUGUGAGAAGCAAGGGCUGCUGGAGGAGGAGCCCUUUCUGCAGGGCCUUAGUUUCUGUUUUAGACCUUGUUCAAUGUGUGGGUUUUUCUCAAGAUUUGGGGGUUUUUACAAAUGACUUUACAGUCAAAAGUCAGAGAAUCUAUACAUAUUUUUACAUAGCAUGAUAGAAACCAGUGUCAUUUAAUUGCUUCAACUUUAUAAACAUCACUGAAGUGUUUAUUUAGAAGCACUUUCAUUUUGUUAAAAAUAUAAAGCCACUUCUAACCUUCUGAGCACUAGCCUCUGAGCAUCUAAAAGGAGUCCUGGGUUAGGUACCUAACACUUUUAAGCCUUCAGACAAUGUUCACCAUGAAGCUGCUUCACUCUCCUCCAGUACCACUUCACUGGGAGUCAUCUAGGCCAUACUGCAGGCCCCAAACCCAUGCCCAAGAGCUUCUAACAGAGGACAAAGCUGAGAGGCUCUUACUGUUUUGUUAUCUUCCCCAAAAUGCUACAUCUUCAUCCUUUGAAACCUGUGAAUAUGUUAGACUUCACAGGACAGGGAUUUCAGGUUGGAAAUGGAAUUAAUAUUGCAAAUAAGAUGCCCUCAGGAUGAGGAGCUUGGCCUUGACUGCCCAGGUGAGCUCUAUGGAAUCAACAAUGGUUAAUUUCACUUUCUUCAAUCAACAAAUAAGAGGGUGGAGCAAAGGGAACAGAAACAGUGCAACAGGAGAAAGCUGCUUUGGCUUUGAAAAUAGAAGAAAAAGGCCAUGAGCCAACAAAUGAGAGAAACAUGUGAAAACUGAGGAAAUGGACCCACCCUGCAGCCUUUGGAAACCCUGACACUUUCCCUGUCUUUCCUCGCUCCACAUGUCAGAUCCACUUCAGGCCUCUGAUAACCAGAAUUGUAAGGUAAGAAAACCCUAGUAUUUUAAACCACCAAGUUUUAAAUUCCUAAAAAGUAGAUUUAACUGAGUAAUAAAGUAUAAUUUUAAAAGAAAUGAUUCUCUAUAUUCAGAUGAAAAACAAAGAGGUAAGUGUCCCAGAGUUAUAUUAAACCAACAAAUGAAAAACUCACUGAGAAGGAGAUGGCUUCAAACACACUGGUAUCUACUUUUCUAUUAGUGUUUAGAGUACUUUCUCCAUCUCUUUACUUAGCUUCAACAACUUUAUUUCCAUUAAAAAUGCUUGCAACACUCUUAAUUAAUUUGAGAGAAUGUAAUUGCUGGAACAAUUAAAUGGAAUAAUUAAAGCAAUUUUAAUACAUCAGCAUUUGCUCUUUGGCAAAUGAAUCAGUGAGAAAAUAAAAUAAUUCAUGUGACUUCUCUUUCAUAAAUGUGGAUUUCUUUCUACCUGAAAUUGCAGAGGAGAUGGCAACUCUAGAGCUCUGUGUCUUCCUGGGGUACCACUCACCUGCUCACUAAAUAUGCACAGAGUUGUUUUGGGAAGUAAGGGAAUGGAGAUAAUGGAUCCUCUGAAAUGUUGGGAAGCGUUGAUUACUAUUAUGAAUUGGUGACAGCUUAGCACUUUUUAUUAAAAAGUCAUAUGUAAAAAGGUAAGGGGCCUUUCCAAGAAGUCCCAUGCUUUUUCAUGGGCACAUUUCUUGUGCUAAUCAGACAGUGAUUAGCAAGGCCUGUGGUGGGCUGAAGUUGAGGAACUUGGGUCCUUUUUCUUGACUGCAGAUUACAGUGUAAGGAUUUAUAGGAUAGUGUAUUAGCAGAUGGAGGUUUGCAUAGGAUUCUUUCCAGGUUCUUGUGCAAAGAAUUGUAUAACACACAAGAAUAGGUAGCAAGGUUAUGUAAUUAUUCAAAGCUAAAAAAUAACAAACUAUGAAUCAAGGAUGGGCCUAUGAGUAGAAUUACAAGGACCCUAUGAUGGCUUUUGUACUUGAAAUUCCUUGAUUGUCUUCUACCUCCUGCACAGAAGGUAUUGUUACAGUUGUCCUACCAAAAACUAACUUUUUCUGGAGCCUUGUUUACUGCUCUAGAGAAAGACUCUACUGGUUUCCCUUUAGAUAUAAAUGGAGUAUUGAAAAUACACUUUUCUCAUUGGUCCUGCAAACAGUAGCAGACUCAAAUGUAGCACUGAAAAGAAUCACUUUCUGAUUGGUUCCUUAUAUGGUGCUCAGGAACUGUGAGAUCAUGUUGGGUCCCAUGUAUUGUUUUUGUCCUCUGCUUUUUAUGACAUCUGAUAUAUUCCAUUAAGUGUUUGUCAGGUGUACACCAGCCCUAAUCUCCUACUUCAGUGCAUGUGCAGACCUGCAUUAUAUGAGCUCCCAGCAAUUUAUUUGAAUGUACUUCUAACAGUCUCUAUCAAAAGUUUAAAUAUCCUUUAUCCAGAAUGUUUGGGACAGAGUGCUUUGGGUUUGGGAAUAUUCACAUCUUCAUAAUGAAGUAUUUUAGGCAUAUGACACAAAUCAACAUGGAAUUCAUUUGUUUCAUAUAUGUAGCCUGAAAAUACUUAUAUACAUUUUUGUGUACAUACAUUUUGACUACCAUCUGUUUUAUGAGGUUAGGUGUGGAAUUUUGAACUUGAACUAUCAGAUGUGUCCUCAAUAAUUUGGAAACUGGAAUAUUUCAAUUUUUAAACAUUUAGCUUAGGAAUCCUCAAUCUUUAAUAUAAGACUAAAGCUUCCUAAACUCAUAGUACUAAGGCAGUUCUCCCCAAAAGGCAUUUUCCAGAGAAACACCAUUACUGAGGUACAGAUAACCUUGCAUAGCAUUCUGCACCAUUGCAUGCCAAGAUACUCAUUCCCAUGACCAAAUAGACAAAAUGUACCAUAAUAACAGUAACAACACAAUACAUAUACUUAUUUUGUCAGUGAUUGCAUCAGACAAGGACUGUUAUUUUAACUUCUAUUUUUUAUAGCAAUGAGAAACAGAAAUAAAUAGAAAAGAAUCCCAAGUUGCAAAGAAAUAAAUAUAUCUUUAGGCAAAGUAAGUGCAAAUGGGAUUUAAUUGUCUUUAAAAUCGGUGUUCCUUUUGCAUAUUUCUGCAUUUCCACCUAGGUUCUAGUGACAUGUCAGACAUGGCUAAUGUACUGCUGGGUUUGGAACAUUUGAGUCACCUUUUGAAGGUGGCCUCUAGGUUCCUUCUGUCCUGAGCAAAGAAACUGGUCAAAACAAGUGCAGAUGGCAGCAAAGUUUUAGUAAAGGUAAGAAAAGAAACCAGGUGUGACCUGUGAGUUUGGGGCUAGUAAAAGUAGGAAAUGAAGUACACCUUACAGCUCCAGGGAAGACCGACAUGCCAAAAACCUGCUGAGGACUGUGUUUUUGUAUCAUCCAUUCCUCAGGCUGACCGGAGGUCCAAGCCAUUCUGUGGGAAACCUGCUGGACUACUUACAAGAAGUCCCUGUGCAGGGAUUUGGGAACUGCUCCUCACACUUCUUUCCCCUCCAGUUUUAGCCACUUUUUACCUUUCUGUCCCAAAGUGAUGUUUCUUUUGGUUAAAAUUUCCAGAAAUGUUCAUAGCUUUAUAAUUUUAAUAGCUUUUUCCUUCAUCUUUUAUUUUGGGAAGCUCUUUAAAUCCUGACACUCAGAAAUGUCCUCCAGAGAACUGAGGAUUUACACAGUACAUCCUCACUAUUUCAUUCCCGCUUCAGUGUAGAAUUCUUUUUAUCUUUUUCACCUUAAAGAUCCAUAAAAUAUGCUGGGUGUGGUGGUACCUACCUGAAAGCCCAGCACUCUGGGAGGUUGAGGCAGGAGUCUCACAAGUGCAGGCCUAGCCCUGCAAUUUGGCAACAUAAAGAGACCUUGCUUCAAGAUAAAAGAUAAAAAGGCUUAGGAAUACAAUUCAGCAUGAAAGCCUUUCAAUUCCUAAUAAUGGAAAAAAGAGAUCCAUAAAAUCUGAUCUGAGUGGCCUACACUGAAAAAAAUGGCACUAUAUAAGAACUCAAGUAUCUUUAACAAAAAUUUGCAAAAAAAUUUCAAAUCAACUUUCACAAAAUUGUAGGUUAAGCUCUGUAGUGAGAGAUUCACAGAUAACAGCUGAAACCACUUCAUCUACAAGUUAAUGGGUGAAAUUAGCAUGUUAAAGAGUUGGAGGGCUUAAUUAGAAAAGCAAUCCUUAGGCAAAAAAGCCUCUCAGGAACACUAAAGCAAUUUGUUGAUUUUUUGGUGUGUGUGUGUCAGGUUUAGGGAUGGAUCCUGGACAUAAAAAUUAAUACCAACUUUGAAAAUGUAAAAAUCUGCAAUGAAAUGAUAUCAAACUCAGGUUUCCUUUAAAGGAAAUGCCCCCCUCCACUGAGAGUAUUUCCUCUGGCAUUCACUUCCAUAUUUUAAAACAGUAAGACUGAAAAGACCACUUUUUCUGUCUGCUUGCAGUUUUAUGCAUUUUCAAUUGCCUUCAUAUUAUAGGUUCAAAUUUAAGUCACCUCAUUGCCAUGAUGAUGGGGUCCUGGAUAAGUUUCUGGUUCUUGGGCACAAACAAAGAAGAACUGAACCUAGACUGUCAUGGUGGUAAGGAAAAAGCAGCAAAGCUUAAUUAGGCAAUGCUGCUCUCAAAAUAAACAAGUUGUAUUGGAGGAAAGGAAAAGGUACACGCACUGAAAACGCUGGGUGUAAGAAUUUAAAAUGUUGUGUCAGGUCCAGGGUAUCCACUGGGUCUCUAGAGCUGGGUGGGGUGCUGAGUCUGUUGCAUGUCUUUUCCCAUAAUUCACUCUGUUAUAAUUGGAUAUCUGAGAUGCAGUCCAUAUGCACCAACAUUUAGUGAGAUGCAAAUGAAGAAAUGUUAUUGUACAUCAUACCAACAGGUCUAGCAUGGAUGAUUUAGGACUUCAGAAUUUUCCAAAGGGGACAAGGGUUCUCUGUCUUUCUCAUAUCCACCUCUCUCCUGGUAGUAGACCUUAGGACAAAAGUCAGGGGAAUUGUCCCUAGGGUAUUACUGAGGUUCAGCUGAAUGCAAGUGGAUUACAACCCCAUUUGUAUUAUGUACUUCAAGCUCAUUAACAUUAUAUAAUAAUUUUAGUCAAAUUAAUAAUUAGUAUUUAUGUUUUUGGACCAUAUUUAUUAUUUGCAGUUACUGCAAUACUGUUCUGCAUAUACUUAGGUCUUUUUGUUUUUCUCUUCAAUAAAUAUAUGGUAAGUGUUCUUUCUACCUACUCUUCUAAGUAGUGAGAUACAACACUGAGACUAAGGAAGAACAAUCCUGUAAAGGACAUAUAUUUUAUUGCAAUGGCAGAGUUAUGGGAUCAAAGGCCUGGGAUGCUACCAUUUAAGUAUCAAUAUUCAACAGGUUAGAGUUGGUAGAAAAGAAUAUGGUUUAUUCCAAGCUGGCCCUGAAAAAGAUAGAAGGGCUACUGUGGGAGACCAGUUAAGAAGAAGGCUUAAAUGCCUCCUUUGUGAGCACGAAAGAGAGAAGCUGCAGGCAGGGCUGAUGUCAUGUUGCAGGUUCUUGAGAAAAGUCGACACAGCUGAGAUUCAAUUGCUCACCUGAGCGUGUUCUAAUGGAUGUUGGAAGGCAGAGGAAUCUUGUGUUACUUUGAUUGCUUGUACCACAUCUGAGUGAAUAAAAGUAGGAGCCCCCUCGGGGGCUCCUCUGCCCACUAGAAGCAAGAACCCUCUGGGUAACUGCAUAUUAAACUAGCCGUGUCUGUCUUUCAUCCUCCUUUGUCUCUAGGUCAGGGUGGAGGAGUAGGAGGCCAGCAGGCAGGACCAGCAGGUCCCCCACAGGCUACUUCAUAGAAUCUCUAGCUCUUCAGGAUCUGGAACACAAAGCAGCUUCCAUGGGGAGGGAAGGAGGCAGUGAGUCUUGGGUUUUGUGGUAUCCUCUCCGGAAUUCAAGGAAUGGUUACACAAAUGUAUUUUGGGUUUCAAAAUCUUAAGAAAGCUAGCACCUUCAUUUAGGUGGACCUUCUUUAGCCAAAGGAUUAACAUGAAGUAAAAGAACAAAAGGGAAGUGAAGGACGGUUCUGAGGGAUCCUGGUUACAUCACAAGAAAGAAUUUAAGAAACAUCCUCUGAAACCACAUUGCUUAUGUUCUACUAUUGACAUUUUUGCUCAUUCUCAGCAAAUCUUUGAUCUUAGCCUGUUGAUCAACCCCUCUGCCACUGUUUCUUUAUCUGUAAAUUGGAAAUAAAGUUUAUUUUUGUAUUUUUAAGGUUAUAAUAAAGAUAUGUUAGCUGGGCUUGGUAGUACAAACCUUUAAUCCCAGUACUAGGGAGAUUGAGGCAGGAGUAUUAUUUGUUUGAGGCCAGCCUGGGCUACAUAGUGAGUUCAAGGCCAGCCUGAACUCAUAGUAAGACCCUGCCUGAAAAAAUCCAAAAAUAAGUAAAUAAAUAUAAAUAUAUAAGUAAGUAUAUGAGAUAUGCUUUGAAAUCUUCAAACAAUAUAUUAGAAUGCUUCCCUGAGUAAGGUAUACCAUUGACAUAGCUUUCAAGUAUCAGAAUUUGUUGACUAUCAAUAGAUUGUAAGCUACAUUGAUAUCAUUAGCUGUACUUUUCUGAGUACUGCUGGUUUUACUUGGAGUCAUGACCAUAAAAAAUUCUAAAUUCUUGCUUGCAGGCCAAUUUUUACUAACAUCUAACACUGUCUUAAUAUUCAAAUUAUACAUAGCACAGCAAAUAACACUUAGGACACAUAAAGGACAUGAUAAAGAAUCUGUAGGAUAUGAGAGUCAAUGCAGAGUCAAUACAAAAGCAGAGUCACUGCUGGUGGUCGGAUAUUAUUAAUGAACCAAAGGCAGAGAUGUCAGAGCAAAGUAUCGGGAUUUUAUAGUGAAUGGUGUCAACCGCAUGUAAAAUGAAGCUGAAAUUUAGAGAUGGGUGGGAGCUGGUCACCUGGCAAUCUUCUGGGCAGACACUGUGAUGUGUUCUCUGGGCUGGACUUUGGUAAGGUGGUCGCCGGCAUGCUUUGUUGCAGACUGAAGUAUUUUCUUCUCUCAAGCAUCAUAGGUGAAGUUGCCCUAUUCAUUGGUCUGGUGUGUCUGAUAAGCUCCUGUACCCACUGUCCCUGGUAUGGUCCAUUUGUCUAUGUGUUCCUGCUGUCCAACAGUAAGUUCACAGGUGGUAAUCUUUUCUCAGCACAAAUAAGUCAUUAUCAGUCUACGCCACAUUGCUGUGUUGCACAGAUGGUGAUUGUUUGCUUGUUCAGACAAGGUAUACAGUCAUUUUACCUUAGCAUUUUUAUCCAAAGUGAAGUAAUUCAUGGCAAGCUCUUCUGUGUUCAAAAUGGAGUCAGAGGAUAAGAUGCAACUAUGGAACUCAAAAGCUGCUGCUCUCUAUCAAUGCUUAGAAAAAUAAUAGACUCAUACAUGUGAUAGGCAGACAAGUUUGAAGGUUCAGAUUUUAAACUGAAUGAUCAAAAUGAAUUUUUAUGCCAUCAACUUACUUGCAGUGUUCAUAUAUCUUUUAAGAUAUAAUGUGAGAGAAGGCUUAUUUUAAAAUUUUUUUUUGUCUUUUUCUUUUUUAUCGGUACCAGGGAUCAAACUCACGACUGCACACUUGCAAGGCUGGCACUUAUGCCGCUGAGCUAAAUCCCCAGCCCCAGGGAAGGCUUAUUUUAACUUUUUGCAUUUUCAUUAUUUUCCAUUAAUCAUGUUUUAUAUUACUUUGUAUGGGUUUUUGUGGAUUUUUUGAUAACUUUCAUUCCAUGUCUAAUAAUAAAUCUAUAUUUUGCAAUGAUAUGAUAAACAAAAUCUCAUUAACAUGUGUGUGUUAUUGGGCCUAGUUGUGCGUGUCUAUAAUCCCAGCACUUGAGAGGCUGAGCCAGGAGGAUUGCUGUGAGUUCAAGGCCAGCCUCGGCUAUAUGAGUUCAAAGGCUGCUUUAACUACAUACUGAGAUCCUGCCUGAAAAAAUCAAAACAUAAAAUAAAAUAAAUCUCUGUUUAUAUGGACAGAAAUCUUGGUUGCUUAUAUCCUUAUGUUUCUACUGGAGGGAAAAAGUUAAUCUUCCAAUCCUCAUAGGCCUUUUUGAAAAGAGUACUUCUGUUGUUAAAAUGCCCUCAUUUUUUAACAGGUGUGUUUCUGUUCAGAGCCUUUGUAGUUUAUUUAAUCCACAUGAGUGGUGGCCAGUCACUAGUUUAGCAGCAAAAGCCUGGACCUUAGUUGAUGGGCAGAGGAAGAGAACAACCUCAGCCCAUGCCCUGACUCUCAGAAGAUUUUUUAAAAUUUUAUUUAAAAGGAAAAAGAGAAAAAGCAAAACAAAACAAAGUGGUGUAAGGGUACAAGUAAUACAGAACUACAAAAAAAAAAAAGUAACAGUAGGAAAUCACCAGUUAAUAGAUUACAUAUUAUCAUCUUAGAGAUAGUUGCUCAAAUCACAGUAUCAAAGCAUACAAAGUGGACAUUCAAACAGUGAGACUGCAAACAGUUGUGUUCAAUGAUCCAACCAAAAACAUUAAUAUGGUUAGCUAUUUAACACCCCUAAACACACUUGCUGUUGUAUCCUUUAGAGCUCUUUUUUUCUCUCUCUUUUUUACAACAAAAUUUACAACUUUUGGGUUUUAUUACUCCUUAGUUCUUAUUACUUUUUUGGCAGGGGGGAGAGAAUAAAGUCAAAUAUGGCAAAACAAAACUGUCAAUCAAAACCAAGGAUAGACAUAGCACAUUAUGUAAAACAGAGUACAAGGUUAUCAACAAUGGUUAUCAACAAUGUCUCUUGUUUCCUUAAAAAGAAUUGUCUAUCUCAUUAGAUAUUAUAAAGUUGAACAAAACAGUAGAGAACAACACCAAUAAAACUUAAGCAUUGUAAACAUUACAGGACUUCCAAAGGAGACAAUAGUCAAACCAGAAUGGGCAUCUUAGUGAAUCUUAUUGCCUUCAAAGUAGUUGCCUAUACCCUCAAACUUGAUACUAUCAGACAGAAUGUCUAAUCAGUCAAAACAAGAUACUGGAAUACUUCACUCCAUGCUCUUCUUCACUUUAUUGUUUGUGCUGAGAAGUCUGCUGUGAUUCUUAUUGGUUUUCCUUUAUAAGUGAUCUGUCUUUUCUCUCUGACAGCUUUUAAUAAUCUAUUCUUGUGUUGGAUUUCUGGGAUGGUGAUUAUUAUAUGUCUGGGUGUAGUUUUAUUUUGGUUAUGACUAUUUGGAGUUCUGUAUGCUUCACUGAUCCUGAUGUCGGUUUCUGAUCUCAUGCUUGGGAAAUUUUCAGCUAUUACUUUUCUAAAUAUCCUCUUGACAUCCUUUAUGUUGUCUCCUUCUUUUUCAUUAAUCCCUCAUUCUUAUGUUAUUUUUCUUUGCAUUGUCUUGCAGUUGUUGAAUUGUUGUUUCCCGAUUCCUUGUUAUUUUUAAAAGAUCUUUCCCUUCCUGUUCACUAGCUGCAAUCCUGUCUUCAAGGUUUGAAAUUCUAUCUUCACUUUCAUUAAGGCGGUUUUUACAACUUUCAGUGGAGUUUUUUAUUUCCUGUAUAUCUUUGUGUAUCUGCAUUAUGUAUUCUGUUUGUUUCUUAUAUUGCUCGUCUAGGGAUUCUAUCUUUUUGUUUAGUUCCUCCAAUUUUUUAUCUGUGCUUUCUUUAGAUAUAUUCAGAAUCUCUUUAAUUUCUUUUAUCAUUUCUUCUUUUACCUAGGAGAUUAUUUCGAGUUUGAAUUUCUUUAAAGCUUCCUGGAGUUGCUUGUUAAUUUCAGUAUCUAUUGUGUCCGAUAUUUGAGAUGAAUGGCAUAUGUUUUCUUCUGUAUACAUUGCUCCUAGGGUUUCUUGAGAUGGGCUGGAGGUUUAAGGUUGUAAUUUUGUCUUUUGUUUUGUUAUUUUCCUAUAUUUCUGUGUUUCAAGUGUUAUUUGAAAGCUUCUUCAGGGUCUGUUGGAAAUCCCCUUCUAUGUUUGCAACUCCUGAGACUCUGGCACCCCGUUACCCCAAGCCACUGGGCCUGCAGAACCAAUUGCCCUCCUCUGCCUGUUCAGAACUCUGCAGUUCCAGAUAAGCUGGGCCUCAGGGACACUGUGCGCCCACCUGCCCAUUGGAAACUCCACAGCUCUCCAAGUGCAGCCGGGAUGGGGAGGUGGAUGUAGAUGCCUCAAACCCACCUCUCCACUUCACUGCACCCGGAAGCCUGGAGGGUCGAGAACAGUCUGGGCUUUGGGCAGAGUGUGCUGAGCACUCACCACAGGCCGCGGUGCCUCUGGAUCCUGCGAUCCUCCCCUGCUUGCUGAGAUAUCCACAGUCCUCCAGACACCCUCUCAGAAGAUUUUUAAAUAAAGAAAGCAAAAAAGCUAAAGGGCUGUUCCAUACUGCUUAGUUCAUGUAUCACUGAGUAGCAAGUUGUUUAAUGACUGCCCUGGGACAAAACGUUAGCUAACAUUCUGAGAAGUAUUUCAUUGUUUUGGCCAAUCACAACUAAACUGCUUCUGAGACUAUACUUUAUUUUGAAACAACUUUUUAAUCAAUUUAUUUCACAUCUGCAGUGUGAAGUUUUGGUACUAAGAGACGUUAAAUCAAAACUCUUGAGACUGAAAAAAAAAACUCUAAAAUUAAAAGUAUUAAUGGAGCUGCUACGGAUGCUACCCAAUGAGGAGCAGGCCUUGGGUGAGUUCCUACAAUUUCCAGCAACAGGGCUAAUAGCACAUGGAAAAAUGUUCACUGUACCUAGGGCUAUACACAUACGUGUUAAGAAAACUUGGGAGGCAAAAACAUAGAAUCAACAUUAGCUAUGGAGGGUCAGAAUAAUUCCAAAUGGGAGAACACCAGGGUAGGAAAUCAGUUGGGAAGAAGAAAUAAUAUUGUUAUCUGGUAGUGACUUCUAAAAGUGGCCAGCUAAUCGUAUGUUCCCUGGUUCUGAGUUGCUCACCUCUUCCUCUGGAGUUGGAUUCCAGGGUCUUCUUAUCUAGAACAAAGACUGAACUAAAUAAGCAAAAACACACUGGCAGAGUUUAAUUGAGAAAGUCCACGUGAAUAGUGAGGGGAACACUGGUUCUGCAAAGUGAGUUUAGGCAGUGUAAAAGCAAGAUAAAAAAAAAAAUACCCUGGGGAAGGUAGGACUGGCUUCUAGAAGAAAGGUUGGGUAGCUAGCUCUUAUUGGAGUCUCUGCCCUUGUAUGCUAUCCAGUCUCUAGGAAACCAAGAGAACUUCUACAUAAUGGAUUCUGAGAGGCAGUGCUGGCCUCAGGCUGACCAAAGACCUAGACCAUCUCUUGAAAACCUGCUGAAGUUCUCCAGAGAAGUCCACAUGCAGGGCACAUGUGUUCCAGGAUCUUACAAAAGGUCAUCUCUACUUACCUAGCCAGCUUUGCCACUCGUAAUCUCCUAUGUUAGUAGCUGUUUUUAUAUGUGAUAAGAUUAUAAUAAAAUGGAAUUAUGCCUCAUCAGCAGCAGUCUGGAGUUUGAAUCCAAGUUUGAACAUAAAAUAAGGAAUGUGAAAUAACUUUAGUUGCUUUGGCCCAUAGUUGUAAAUUGAUUAACUUUCUUUAAUUCUCUUCUUCCCCAUACUGCAAACCCUUGUUGAUACUGGGAUGCUUCAGAAUUUUUCCCGCAUCAGGGGCAUUACUUGUAAGUAAAAAUAAACAAGAUCUCUUCCCUUUCACAACUGAUAGUGUAAAAUUUACAAGUGUGCCGCUGAAGCCUAAGGUAAAGUAAGAGAUUUGACAAGAGCUUGUGUCUAACCAACACCUUUCCCCACUUUGGAGCCUACCCAUGGUGUGUGCCCAUGACUUACUUCUGUGUUGUUCCCGCUGAAGUAGAUGUCUCCCAGGGAUCCCAAGAGCAGUUUAAUCCAUAAUUCUGAUCCAUAAUAUCCCACAGCUCUCCUAUUUACUUUUCUUUUUAUAGCUCAUUCCAGUAUCAGCCAUGUAUUAUCCCUCAUCCUUUGCAAUAAAUGCAAUAAAAACUUUCUUCCUUUGUAAACUAGCUCCUAGAAUCCAGCUGGCAGGCUGCCUCUCCACGUCUCACUACCUUUCAGAAACACUUAUGCUCCUGCUAUAGUAUUUAUUUUUUCAAGUUCUCUAAAGAAAAAAAUGACAAUAUACAUUUUAAUUUUCAUCCUAAAGAAUAAAGUAGACUUUUUAUUUUACUGUCUUAUUAGUGUCAUUCAGUUGUAACAUAUUUCAAAUAGCAGCGAAGAAGAAACAUUUUAUGAAUUGCAUGGUAUUUGACUACUUGGUAUGAAUGAGUUGGAUUCCUGACCUUUAGUGAGUGGGAACUUUCUUAUCUUCUUUUGUUUUCCCAAGACUAAUCUGUGCAGUGAAGCAGCACUUUGUUUUGAGCAGUGAUUAUCUUCCUAUGGUAUCUCCAUUCAAUUCUGUAAUCUCUAGCCCUGUGGGCACUUCGUGAGAAAAACCCCACUGCUGUCACCCUUGAACUGGGUUAGCAUAGGAAAUCAGAGAGACAACAAACAACUAAUAACACCACACAACUAAUUAUAAAUGAUGACACAAUAUAUUUUUCAGUUGAGUGAUUGUAUUAUUUAUUUGAUGCAUCAGCAAUUGUUGAUUAGAGAUGCAUAUAAACUUGGACUUGAUAGAAAUAAUUAGAGAAGAAGCUUAAUUACUGUAAAUUAAGAGAAGAAAACACUGAAGCAAAAAUAACAGAUGGUCAAAGAAGAAAAUGCUAAUGUAAAACUAGCAGCAACAUUAAGGGGAAAAUAAGAAAUGAAGCUGCCCUUCAAACACAAAACAAUUUCUUUCACUGAUUUUAUUUUAUUUUUUUUUACAUCCUUAAAAUUUGUCAGGAAUGUGUUUUUGUGCUCUCUUUUGUUUUUAGAAUAUUUUUCCUAGAAACUCCCUUAUUUUCUUACAUGGUUUCACUUCAUUUAGAGAAUGUUUUCCAACUUAAAAAUAUUUCAUUUAAGCCUCAACUCAAUUAUUCUUAAGGAAUUUUAAGAACUUCAAAUGGUUUUGCUAGCUGACUGUUUAAAGUAAUUGUCAGUCAGCUGUCAUAUUUAUAACAAAAUUAGCACAUGACCACUAAGCAAAAAUAAACCAUGAUAUCUUUGUGCCAGAUAUCAAUGUGUUGCAGGUAUUGGAUUACAGAAUGUAUUUUCAUACUUUAUACAUAAUUAGAAAGUUUGGCUUAUUAAAUAUUUUAUGUGGUAGUAUUUGCAGAUUUCUUAUGAGAAAUAGUAGACUAAGAUUUUUUCUAUCCCCAUUUCCUUCUUUUUCAUAAGAACUUAUUUUUAUGGGAAAUGUGACAAUUAAAAACCUAUUGCUGAAGCUAAAAUAAAUGAUAAUUUUAUUUAAAGAGGAAGAUAAAUAGCACAAAUGGGAUUUUGACCCCUGUGCAAUUCUAUUUUUAUGAAAGUUGGACUUAGUACACUUGCAAGGCCUUUUCCUCUGGCAUUUAACACAUGGAAAUAAUCAUCAUGUUAGUUACACCCUAGUAAUUUCAGCCAAACUUAUUCCCACCCUAUUCUGGAGAUAAAGUAAAUUUAAUUUAACGUCAGAGGUUACCUUAACCUUUCUUUCAUAGUUGUGCUUUUUUUAUUAGCCAUCACAGAAGAGGUUUAUUCUUAAAGAUUCAGAGGUGUUUUAUCAACUGACAAUUUAUAACUAGCUAAGGAAACAAGUUUGGUUUUGUGUACUCUUUGUUAUGGUUUUCUUCUUUCACCUUGUUUAUCUGCAAAAGACCACGCUUCUCUGAUCUGGACUUACAGCUUCGGUCACAAUAGAAAGUAUAAACUUCAAGUUGUCAGCAUAUGACAUGAAAACAUGAAACUUCAUUACUAUUUUUUUUCACAAUCCUUAGAUACUUUAUAUAAUUAUGACCUGGGGUGGGGGGAGGUCAAAAUUAGGUUGAAAACAUCAGGUUGUUGGCCACUAGCUUUUCAUGUUUAACAACAGUUUCCUUUGCUCUAGUGCAUUUUCAUUUCAUAACAGUUCAAAAAUUUAAGGAAUAAAAAAUAAUAGCAAUAAUAAACCUAUAGCCAACAAAAAUAUUAUGUGCAGGGCAUUGCAGCUUGAUCUUGGCUUUCUGGCUUAAAAAGUAUUUUGCAUGAAACACAUAGGUGAAGUUUUAUUCCAACAGUAUGAGUGCAAAUCAAUGAGCAAAUUUGUGAAGCAGUUUAUGGCAUAUUGAAAAUAUAAGCUUUCACUGCACACACAAAUGAUUUUCUUUUUGCUUUUAUCUAAACCUUCUUAGCAACCUUAUGAAAAUUAUGUUUUCAUAUUUAAAACAAAACAAUGCCAAAAUGAAAGGUUAUUCUAGCUUAAAGUUAUUUAGAGAAAAAUCUGAUCUUUAAAGAAUGACUUCCUGUACUAUUAAGGAAAAACUAAUGAGAACUUUAUGGAAUGCACUAAUUAUGCCAUCAAAAUACUAAUGUUAUCAGCAAUGUUUUCAUUGAACCAACACUUUUCUCUCCUUAGUAGAGAGUAGGAAAUGAAACUCCAGGUAAUUCUGUUGUGUUGGAAGUUUGCUUGUCAGUUUAUCAAAACAGAUGAAUGAUAAGAUUUAAUGCUUCAGGAAACUCCUGGCUUUGUAUCCCUGACUUUUCACGAAGCACUUUUUUUACUUGGUGAUGGUGCAGAAGAGGCUGCUGUCCUUAGAAAGGUCAGCUUGAGGGGUUGUCUCUUGAUUGGCUUCUGGUGACUUGGAUUUUGUGGAGCUGCCUACCAUUUCAGAAAGAGUAAGAAUGGCUCACUUGCCUAUGUCAGUGUGCUAUCAUUGCGGUUUACCUUAAACACUUCUACAUCUGGAUGCCUGGAAAUUGGGUACCUACUCAGGAAAUGGUGCGCCUAUGCCAAUUCCCAAUAAAAAUCCUCGACUCCUUGGCUCAGCCAAGUUUCCUUUGUCCAUAACAUGGUGUUCACAAUUCUGUGGCUGGAAAAAUGAGACCUCCUGGGUAGCUGUCCUGGAAGAAGACUCUGAGGAGAUGGUGUCUGGUUUCUUGCAGGUUUUUUCUCAUAUGCUUUUUCCCUUUAUUGCUUUUGCUUUUUAUACUUCACUGUAAUAAAUCACAGCAUGGGUACCACUGUGUGGUUAGUCCUAAGAAUUCUAGCAAAUUGCCAAGCCUGGGCGUAGUCUUAGGGGUCCCAUGGCACCGCAAUAGUCUUGGAAACCAGUUUCAUCAAUUUCUCCUUCUCACUUUCUCUUGCUGACAUUCUUCGCUAGCCACACACACUAUCAUCCUACCCCUCUGCUUCACAAGUGAGUUUGUCACUGCUGGAAUGGAUGUCAUCUUUCUCCAAGACGAGCCCCAACCUUGUCACUGUUCCCAGUUAGACACACAAAUGGCUGGGAAUGUCCUGAUGUUGACUAUUUCAGUUUCUUUAAUUUGUGGCAUUUAUGACUUUGCCUUGCAUAGUGGAUGUGCAUGCAUUCUCACUUCUGUCCUACUUCAUUUUAAGCUCUUUGAGUGGCUAUUUCUGUUGUGUCACUAUAGCUGCUUGCACUCUGUAUGAUUCCUGUCUCGGGCUUCAAUAGAUAUACAUAUACCAGAUUAAGCGAUUUCAUUAAGUUCAUUGAUGUAGCUGUUACGUGACAAUUACUUUCCCAUCUUCUGAACUACAUAGAAACUUGCAUUUAGAAUAUCUAAGAGGAAGUCUUAAAUUACACUACAGCAUUUGUUGAAAAUUAAGUAAUUUAAUGUUCUGUAAAUGAUUAGGGGAAUCUAAUAAAUUUGAUUAAUUGACUUGAAGUAAAAUACAUGAACCUCUGUCAGUUUUCUGGAUACAUAUAAAAGCAAAAAUUACUCCAGAGAAUUGAAUUAUUAUUUCUCAAAUGCAUAUGUAUGUGUGUGUAUGUACACAUGCCAUAGUAUGAACUAAUCUUAAAAUGGAAGAGUAAUUCCUAUGGAAAAUUAAAUAAUGCCAAUCUUAAAUUCUUUCUGAAAAUGCCUUCAUAAAACUCUUUGAAAAAGUUUAAUUUCACCUUUUUUUUUCCCUUUGUUUUUUGAUUUCUGUUAAUAUUAGUGCACUCUAACUGCUAAGUAUGGGGCUUUAAUUGAAAGUUAAGAAUCCACUGGGUAGAAUUUCAAAAAUAAUGAAAACUUUAUAAGAUACCAUUUCAUUUUAAAUCCAUUCUUAUUUAAAUUUUGACAUAAUAAAAUUGUCAGAGGAAUAGAUAAAGAAUUAUUAAGAAUUUUGAAGAUAUAUCUCUGAACUUUUUUUUCAGAUUCUUUAGUAUUUGCUUAAACACACACUUAUUAUAACUUUAAUAUUAUAUUACAGCUUCUGAAUAAUCAUGGCAGCUUAAGCAAAUAAAAGUUUUGUUCCUCUCCCUCUUGAAAGAGCACACAGAGAUGAAGCAAAGCAUCACCCAAGAUGUGAACUGAAAGGCAGAGAGACCAAGGCAGAGUGUAGGGGUGCCUGAGUGGACAGUUGUAAUGUGGAGAACUAACAAAGACAUUCAAAUCGAAGACCUCAAGCAGGCCCCAAGUUUGGGCCAGCUACCUUGAAACUGUUGAAAAUCAAUUCAUGAAAAUGUUAUAAACCAAAGUCCCUUCCUCAGCUUUGAAUAAUCUGGCAAAGAGCAAAUGCUUGCUUCAUUUUAUCUUCCAUUGCCCCCCCCCCCUUUCUGAAACAGACCAGAAAUUUGGUCUCUAUAAAGAAAAAGUGAAUAUAAAGAUAUUCACCUUCUUUCUCUAUAAAGAAAAGGUGACUCUGUCUGUGUCAAUACCAGAUCAAUCAGGGCUGAAAGUACAUCCACUUCUUGCUACAGAGAAUAAGUAAAUGUCUAAAAAUUGUUUGUAUUUCUUCAUCUGAGAAGUGCCUAUUCAUCACAGAGGUCCAUUUUGGAUUGGGUCUUUGAAUUAGAGGGGCUGGCUUUUUUCAAUUCUUUAUAUAUUCUAGAUAGAAGUCCUUUGUCUGUGGGACAGUUGACCAAAAUUUUUUCCCAUUCAAUGGAUUCUCUUUUCAAAUUGUGCUCCACAUCCUUGGCUUCUCAACCAUCUGCAUUUAGCCACUCCAUCCCUAAGCAAACAGAACCCCCAACCACUACAUAGGCAUGGCCAGAGGAUUGAGUGACUCGUUCCCACAUAUUCUACAUGUCAAAAGCUGUCUCAAAGGCAGCCUUCUACACAGUAACAUGGGUAGCCCCAUGAAAACCUGCUCACCAUGUGCUUAGGGUCUAGACACCCAUUAACAUCUGGAUCUCCAAAUCUCCUGCUGGUAAAGGGUGUGCUAUCAUCCUUGAUGGUCAGUUCUUUUAUAAACAGAGAGCCUGAGAUUACCAGACAUUUGAGGAAGGCUUUUAGUUUAAAAGAUGAAAAUUCACAGAAACCAAAGAUACUCAGAAAUAUUCUGAUAGAACAGAGGUAACGGAAGAAACUGCCAAAAGGAAAACUGUUAGGCAGUAUAUUCAGAGAAAUUUCUUCAAAAAUUUGAACAGAAUCAAUGUGUACAUAGAUAUAAUUAACAAUAGAAGCAAAAUAUAUUAAUAUUUUAAAAUAUUACAUGUGAAAUCAAUGGAAAGAUAAAGUCACAUGAAAAGUACAGAAAAUAGAGAUCUAAGCUGAUAAAUAUAAGAGGUCCUAUAUACAUUCAAAUUGUAGUUUAAAAUUAUUAUGAAAUUAAGAAAACAGGAGAAAUGUUAUCUAGGAAGUAAUAUUAAAUAUCAAAUAUGUUUUAGGGGGUGGGGCCUGUGUCAGGAGUUAGAACAUUUGCCCAGUGUGAAGGAGGGUUUAAGUUUGAUCCCCAUUUUUGUGUUUUGUUUUGGUUUUAAAACAGGGUCCCUGAGCUCACUAUGGAGCCUAGGCUGGCCUCCAACUGAUAGAGAUCUUCCUGUCUGUGUCUCCGGAGUGCUGGAUUAUAGGUGUGUGUUACCAUGCCUCACCUUUGCUGCAGUUUGAUUUUAAAUAUCUCCCAAGGGUGCUGUGUGGAAGGCUUUGUGCCCAGCUGAAGGUGAUAUGGAGAGAUCCUGAAAACAUUACAAGUUGGGACCUAGUUGGAAGAACAGGUCAUUGGGUUGUGCCCUUGAAAGCUCUCUUUUGCUCACUGCCCUCUCCUUGCUCUCAUUCUUUGCCUCCUGGCCAAACAACUGACCAGAGUUCCUAGGUGGUAUAGAGAGAGAUCCCUGAUCUGUGAUGCCUGUCUGCUUUGAGCUUGACCUUGUAUUCAGCUUCUUGUGUAUAACUAGUAAUUCCUUAACUUUUCAGAAAAUUGAGUAAAUAUAUAAAAAAUAUUACAAGUAGCAGAACUAUUUUAAAUAAAUAUCUUGGUGGCCUCAAGAGUCCUUGUAGUUUCCAGAUCUGGGUGUCAUGGUGCAUGCCUAUAAUCAUCGCACUUGGGAGGCAGAGGUGUGAGGGUCCCCAUGAACUUGAGACCAGCUUAGGCUACACAAUGAGACCUUGUCUCAAAGAAAAAAGAAACCUCAUAUGUUCCAAUGCAAGCUUGUAUAUUGCAUAGAUGUUCUUUAGCACUAAAAAAAGUCUCUGUGACUAUUUUUCACUCAUCCAUUUUAAUAUAAAAUUCUAUGAAGAUGAAAUUUAUUUAAGAAUUAAUAUCUAAUUAUUAAUAAUGUACUAAAACUUGUUUUAAUAUACUUUAAAAAUACUAUCUCUUAAGAUUGAGCACCAUUAAAGAAAACAUUCUUAAUAAUUGUAUAUUCAUAUAGGGAAAAAAUGAAAAAGUUAUCGAAGUACUAUGUAUUUUGGAUGCAGCCUAUGUGAAAUGUCUGGACCAAACAAAAGAUGUCUUUGAAAGUUAUGUGAACUGGGUUAAUAUUUCUGUUAUUUUUAUCUACAAAGUAAAAAUAAUAUUUGAAUUUUAAAAACACUACUGCAAUCUUAGUAGUAAAAUAUAUAUAUCUUUUUAGAGUUACUUAGUGGUUGUAAUUUGUAAUUUUUAAACAUUUAAAGAUGAAGUGGUUAAAUUUUAUCAUUAUCAGUUUAUUUACAGGAGAACGAUCUUUGAGCUAUUAUUAAAUAUAUAAAUUUAAAGUGUCACCAAUACUAACAGUUACAGAGUAAUUUUAUAUUGUUUUCUUUUUUGAAAUCACUAUGCAUUUCUUCAUUUUACCUAAACUUUAGUUUUGAGAUUCCCCUAAUUUUUUCUCAACAUUUUGAGGUCAGAAAUUACUGUGUAUUUUAAUAAUCCAGUAAGACAGUUCCAUCACUACAGCACAAUGAAGAGAUAUGGCUUGGUAAUGAGUAACAAUAAAAAUCAUAAAUGGGUUUAAAAGUUCGUAUAAAAAUAUGCUGUCAAUUAUACCUUUUCUGAGAACAGGACUGUUAUAAUUACCCUCUUUUGUAGGACAUGGUAUCAUGAUAGAUAUAUAGCAGAUCCUUAAAAUUAUUGUAAUAAAUCAAAAGAAAUAUAAAGGUAGAAUUUUUCAGAGUUACAAAUUAGGAAGACGUAAUUAAUGACCAUAUAAUUCAUCAUGCUACUCCAUUUUCAUAAAUAAAACAUGCAAUAAAUGAGAUGACUUUAGAAUGUUCGGGAUGGGUGUGAGGUAGCAGGAGUCAUGCAGAACAAAAACCUCUCUUUAGGGGGUAGCCAAGUGCUGGAGUUUAUUUCAGUUGUUUUGGGUACCUUAAUUAUCCUGUCCUAAAAUCAGUACCUUAAAAUGAGGGCAGUAUCAUUAUUUACCUUAUAGUAUUUUUGUGAAGCUCAGGGGUUUAAUACAUAAAGGAUGUAAUGGGAUAUGACAGAUUAGAGUCUAGUGAAAACUUUACAGAAUCUCAUAGAAAUUUUAUCUCUCUUUGAAGAGACUAGUUCGUGAUUAACAAGCAUGUACUAAAGCCAUUUUCCAUUUCCAAGCGUCUCCAUAAGAUGCUAUAUCUCUUGACCAGCAAAGAAAAUUUCAAGGGUGAGAUAAUUAUCAAUAUGGUUGUUGGGUGGUUUUUCCAGCAGUCUUUAUUUAAUAUCUUCAAUAAAAAUGCUAAUGAGUCCUAAUGGUUCAGAGAACACCUUGUCAGUCCUUUAGUACUGACAAGUACCAUCAGACUAAUUCCCCCUCAGAUAAAUCUCGCUCUCACUUCUAAGUAAAAUUGUUUCAAAUUAAAUGAGUCUUGAUCUUUCAUUUUAACUAUCUAUAGAAAUAUAUAAAUCUAGACAUGUAUAAUCUAGGGUUUGCCUUAUUAAAAAAAAAAACAGAGCUCCUGGCACCUGACACAUUCUGACCUACAUAUCUUUUAAUCAAAAAUGAAUUUGAUAGACUCUGAUGUGACAGUCUGUAUUAGUUUAUUUUUGAUAGUUUGCAUUUUAGUUAAUUAUAGAAAAAUGAUUUUUUUCAUCCAGUCUCUGUCUCUCUUUCUCUUUCUGUCUCUGGGUGUGUGUCUCUGUGUUGAUCAGGUACUUCUGUAGUAGUCAAAUUCAGGGUUUUUCUUUAUUAAACUUUGGUUUACAUACAGACUGCCAAUCUAUUUGGAAGGGUAGUUUGAUUGCCCAUUUGUCUUAAACAUGGCAUCUCGACAUCUCAGUUGAGUGUUGCAAAUGUCCAAUUAAAGUCAGUUUGGAUCUAGAAUAUUUCUCAUAUCUCUCACAAGUUAACUGUUACUGUUUACUCGUACAAAGUUCAUUGGUAUACCAAACUCAUCUUAGUACUACUCUUGACACAAUUCUUGUUCUAAACUCUAUAAUCAUUCUCUAGAAGAAGGUGUGAUUUUGGCUAGAAAGUUAAAUCCGAUUUUUUUUUAAAAAAUUGGUCAUGGAUUUUGUCGUGAAAUAUACUAAGAAUACUUUAGUAGCUGUAAAAAUAUUUCUUCUGAGAUAGAAUUUUCCCAUGGCUACUGCAAUUAAUCUGUUUUCUUCCUAUUAAACAGAUUGUAGUAUGUAGGAUGGAUCUUUUCUAAUCUAAGCAGUCUGUAUUAAGUGUGUAAUUAAUUGAAGCAGUUAUCAAAACUUCCACAUUCUCCCAACCAUUCAGGCAAGAGUAUUGAAGCUGUUUUCAAGAGAAAUCUUCAACUUGACCUGAAGAAUUUCUUUGGAUAUAUGAAUAGUGCUGUUUCAUAAAUUGCUUGAACUAAAUUGAGCAUUUCUAUCAUUUCUAAAUGUCAGCCGCUCUGUAGCUCCCAUACAAUCUUUUGGGCUGUCCCUAGAUUAUUGCUUUAUUGCCACUCUUGCUACAAAAUGUCUUUAUACUUGGUCAUCAUCUCAUUUCAGGGAAAUGGAAGAACAAUGCCUAUGGCACUACAUUGGGAAACGGUUUUAAAAAACAAUGAACAUGCCUUAUAGCAACAAAUUUUAUUAUGAGUCAGAUAAAUAGGCAGAGGUAAAAGUCAUUGCUGUGAACAGGUAUCAGGCUCAACUGUAUAAAACAAAGUUUGUAGCAAUUAAAAUAGGCAUCAUUUUAUUACAGUUUUUAGCAUUUCCUACUUCAAGUGAGCACUUGGAACACUGAUGUGUUGAGACCUAGUAAAAUAAACAUUUCCUCAUCAGAUGAGUUUGACUUCUGAUAAAUUGGAACCUGACAGAGCAUCUCAGCUGUGUUUUUAAAUGGGCACAGCUAAACUUUAAGGGGGGGGUGUAUAAAUUCUCUGCCUUCUUAAAUUCUUUAACUGAAUGUAAAAAUUAAAUUGACAAAAGAUUUUAUCAGAAGAAAAGCAUAUAUAUUUUAUUAAUUUUAGCAUAUUCAUGGGGACAUUUACAAGUGAGGACCCAAAGAGGUGACCAAAGCACAAUAUUUUAUGCCUUUGUAAAUACUGGAAUGAUAAAUUUGUGAAAAAAUAACAACAAAAAGAGAUUGAGGUAAAAACAGUAUAUUGUGGGACUGUCAUUAGAAGUAUAGGGGGCAGAAUAAAAUUGGCAAGUGUAAGUGUUGGUUUAAUGUUCAAAACACUUAUGUAUACAGAUCUGUUGCAGCAUAAAAUUCCAGUCUUUGACAAAAAGCAUUAUUUUCUUAUUUUGAUACAGAGAGAAGGGCUACUUUAUUUACUGUAAAAUAUUCAUAUUUGUGCUAUAGUAUAUUGGCCAGAAAAUAUUGUGUAUAAAUAUAUAAUUACAAUAAAUUGGGAAAGUUUUACUUUUAUUUUUUCCAAGUCACUACUAGUUUGUUUAUUUGUAGUCUGCUAAUGACUUUGUAAUAUUUCAUUUAUUGGAAGAGAUUCUAAAUUGUCAGAACUGUUUUCAUUAUCCAUAAUUUAUAGUUAUUAUAUAAUUUUACUUGCUUAGUUAAGAAUCAUAUAUGGGAUGGCUUGGUUACUUUUCUCAUUGUUGAGAAGAAAUACCCAACACCCAAGGUUAAAGGAGCAAAGCCUUAUUUAUUAUUUAGCUCAUAGUUGUAGAGAUUAAGUCUGCAGUUGGCUAGCUCCAAGGCAAGGUGGCAUGUCAGACAGGCAUCACAGAAAAGAAACAGUUCAUGACAACCACAAGAUAGUAAAGCAAGCAAGGGACAUUAACAGAAUCUUUCUGCACCUUGUAUUUAUUCAGGCUAUUCAGAGUGGUAGCACCCAGACCCUUAAUCCUAGUACCCUUGAUCCUAGCACUGCACCAUGAAUUAAUCUCAGUCUCCCACCGUCUGGUUUCAGCCACCUCUGAAAAAGUCCCACUUAUGACUACAUGAAGCUUUAGGGGGACAUCUAGACAAGAGUGAUAAUAUGGUAUAUAUCCCUAUUCUACAUGUUAAUUUUGUAGUUUUUCUACCCAUCUAACCAAGUUUCUAGCUUAGUUGAAUUUUGUAUAUGUAAAAGGAUGACAUUUGAUUCAAAUUAGUGAUCAGUUCUAGGUUUUUCUGUUGAAAUAUGAAUUUUUGAGCUGGGCAUCGUGGCACACUCCUCUAAUCCCAGCAGUCUGAGAGACAGGGGCAGGGAAAUCACAGCAUGAACUUUUAUUACGUCUGUUUGGUAAUUUAGAGAUAGCAAGAUCUGAUCUUAAAAUAAAUGAAAAUAAAAAUAAAAACAAGCUGGAGGAGUAAUGUAACUCUGUGGUAAGGUACUCCCAGGUUUCACCCUUUAAAUUAAAAAACCCAAAAGAUUGAUUGGGAUAACUUAGCAAAUAAAAAACGUUUUACAUGAUGAGGAGAGAUGCUCUUCUGGUCUGUACCAGCAGUUGUAACUUAAAUCUAUAGCUAACUCCACAUUAUGAGGAUGUCUUUUAAUUGUUGUCCUAAUCUUUUCUAUGUUACUACUCUUCAUAAUUUGUUGCUUUUCUUUAUAUAUCCUUUCAUUCUUAUUUUUCUCUUUGUGUUAUUAAAAACCUUUUCUCCCUAUACACUAAUCUUCUCAAAACUUCGUUCUCUUUUUAAAAAUGUAUGCGUUAUCACUGAUAGCCACCAGUGCUUUUCAUUGUAUUUGGAGCUAAAAAUCCUGCUUACAAUGGUAUAAUAAAAGGAAAUCACUUCUUUUGAAACUAUUUAUUGUUUAAAAACAUUUUUAGACCUCCUUUUACCUAAUGGUUCAACUGGAAUCGCCCUCUUUCCUUUGCUCAAGAAGAGUUUGGUCUCUGAUUUUUGCAAGGCUUAUUAUAAUUCUGUGUUAUAGAAAGCACUACUUUAAUAGAAUUGACUUAAAUUCACUUAAUGACAAGUAUUUAGUAAGCACUUCAAUGACAUUAUCAAUAACAAGUGUUUAGUAAGCACUUCAAAGAUAUGCUAGUGUCUAUAUUAUUUUUUUAAAUAAUCGAUUUCCAAAAAUGCAAUAAUUUAGAUUAUUUUCAAACAAUUAUAGGGUCUUAGAAAUAAAAGUGGCUGCAAAAAAUCUAGUCUAAAAUUGGAUGAGGAAAGAACACUUUAACAUUUAUACUAAUGAAAUAUCAUUUUAUAAGUGAAAUACAUAACUUUAAUAAUUUAUAUAAUAACUUAAUUUUUAUACUUCCUGCUUAUAAAAUUCCAUAUCAUAAAGUAGAUAUCUCAAAAGAAAGAGAAAUAUAUAUGUAGAAAUCAUGAAAUUGUGUAACUGAAAUUGAGUUUGUUUCAUUUCUUUGCAUAAAUGUUUCAAAUUAUAAUUUGAAUAAUUAUAGAUUGUCAGUAUAAUGUAAUGUAUUGGUUACUUUUCUUUCAUUACUAAGACAAAAUACUUGAUGCCCAAAAUUAAGGAAGGAAAGGUUUGUUUAGCUCAUGGUUUGUGGAGGUUUCAGUCCAUAAUCAGCUGGCUCCAAAGCAAAAUGGCACAUGGAAAAGAGCAACAGUUCAUGGUGGCAGAAAAUGGCAAAAGCAGCAACAACAAAAAAGGGAGGAACAUGGAGACAAAAUUCUUUCUGUCUCUUAUAUUAUAUGUAGAUUACUUACCCUAGGGUGGGUGCAGCAAUCAACCCGUAAUCCCAGAAUUGGACCAUGAAUCAAUCACAAAUUCUAGAAGCCUGACCCCAUGACCACAUGAGGCUUUGGGUGGAAGUGGGCAUUCAGACACAAACCAUAACAUAUACACAUUUAAAGUAAUUACUUUUAUGAAUGUUCAUUUUUCUUAUGUUUUACUUUUAAAAAUCAUUAUUUUUUGAAGAUUAGGCAUUUUAAAAUAAGAUUAAAUCUGAUGAAUAAAAGUAGAUUCAUUAAUUAUGAAUGUAUAUCUUAGGUUAACUUUAUGAUCUAAGUAUUUACGGUAAAGUUAGCAUAAAAUAAAAUUAUCUAGAAUUAAAUCUUUCUCACAUGUAACUAUUAAUUACUCUUUGCCACAUGCUUUCUUAAAUUACUGAGCACAAACCUAGCUUUGUGGGUAUCAUUUUAUACAUCUUGUUUUGUAACCAGAAUUAUAUGAAUUUAAUCCAUGGAAGAUAUCAAUACACCUUCUCCUCUCUAAUUGCUCAUCAUUGUAUUCACAGAACUGUUCCAUACUUCAUGCUUUGAAAUAUUAACCUAGAGAAACAGAUGUGUUCUAAAGACUCUCUUCUUGAGUCUUUGUAUGUACUCAUAUGACAUUGCAGAAUAUGUUAGUAUUCACCUCAUAUUUUUGUUAAUAAUAAUAGCAUAACAUUAAAUGUAUUGCAUGUUCUAAUUUGCUGCUUUGGCAUUAAGUAUUUGAACAUUUGACAUACCUCUCUUUUUCAUUUUUAUAUUUUAAAAACACCAUUAAGUUUUUAUAACAUCUUUAAUGAGAUAUGUCACACAUCAAAUUUUCAAUUAAAUAAUAUAGCUUAAUGAUUUGCAAUAUAUUCACAAAGUUAUACAAUCAGAAAAAUAAAUUUAACAAGAGUGUUAUCACUGCAACAGGAAACAUUGUAUUGUAUAGAUUUUUCCAAGAACUGACAGUACUAAGUUAUUCAUUAGAGAAAUGUUUACUCAUUAUUCAAACAUACAUAACCUACAAUAACAUGUAUCUGGCGUUUAAAGAUUUCCCUCCAAUUUUGAUUCUAUUGUGUCAUGAUUGGUGUAGAAAUAAGUAACAGAAAAUAAAUAGAAGGUUUUUGAUGGAAGAAGUCUGCAUGCACUACAUCUAGAUCAUAGGAUCCUUACUUUUUUGUACUGGGAAUCAAACUCAGGACCUUAUACUUGCCAGCAAAGCACUGUGCUACUAAGCUGUGUCCCUGGCCCUUCUGUGUGUACUACAAGUGAGUAGUUGAAGACAUACGUUUCUUGUAUAAAAAUAGGUGGAAAUUAAUCAGAGGGAAGGAUGAGAAUGGAAUAAAAUGGAACUUCUCAGGGAAAUGGAGGUAUCAGCAAAGUUGAGAUAUAAUUUGUUUGCAUAAAAAAACCUCAAAGCAAAAGAUUUUAUAGGCCAAUCUUGAACAAUUACUGUCUCAGAUUUCAGAGUUUUAGCGAUUCACAGUAAUGGUAAUUCAGGAAUACAGGGGAAUAAGUUGUUGAAAUAUGUCAUACAAUCCCACAAAUAAUGGAAUAUUCUUUGGCACCUGGUUUGGAAAUCAAUGUGUUACAUGGUUUAAUUUCUGACAUUUCUGACAGUGUGACUGCAAAUACAAUGAUUUUUGUGAAAGCCUCUAACCAUGUCGUUUUACAUUCUGAAGGUAAAAAUUAACUUCUAAGGGAGUAUUGAUGUUGUCAUCUUUACAUAAGAAAUGCAUGUUUCUUUGAAGUCUCUGUACCUUAUUUUGAUCUUAAAUAGAAAGGUUUUAAAAAUUGUCUUUGAAAAACAUUCUUAGGCUAGUAUUUUGUCUAAAUGAGUUUCAGUAUGGAAAUUUCUGUGACUUAUUUACUAGCUCUUGAAGAAAGUUUCAGGUUGGCAGCUGAUACUCAUAUAAACUCAAAUUCUGUUACUACACAAGCUCUUACAGCCAAGAAGAAUAGAGAGUCAGAGACCCAUUCACUUUAUCAAUUCUUCCAUUACCACCAGAUAUUAUACCUACAUCUCCUCCAAACAGCAUUAAUUGAUUUUAAAUGACCACAAUAUGAGCCUCAAGAAUGCUGCCUUGAAUACUAUUUCUAAUGUGUGUCUAUUUCUGAAGGGAUAUGCACAGAAUUUGGUUCCUAUUUUAAUCCCCUGAAUGUUUUCCUGAUCUGUUCUACUCCAACUUUUAAUGCUCCUGUCUUACCUAUAUACAGCAUGUGUUUUUCCCUUAAGACACUCUUUAAAACAUUCUUGUUUGAAAUAAGCUUCAAAAUCCCUAUCUCAUAAAAAGUCUUUAAAAAUCUACCUCUAUUCCUUCUCCAACUAUUGUUGAUUUUUUUAAGUCAUGUCAAAUUAUCCAGAAAAUUCACUAGUCUUGUUAGCCAUGAGACAAAGCCAGGGAGCCUGCAAAAAAUUAUAGAUCAGAAGUCUUGUGUUACACACAAUGGCUCACUACUAGACAUUUGAUUAUAGUUAUUGUCAUUACCUGAUGGUAUCCUGAGUGCCUUUAUAAAAACUGAAAAGUUAAUAAGAAAGAAAUAUUAAUGGUCUAGGAGUCUAUAUAUUUAACUUAAUUCCUAUCAUUUAUUUUACACAAUAAUCUUCCAAUAUAAUUGGAUUAAAUAUUUAAUUUAAAUGCAACAUAUUCUGAACCUUAGAUUUUUCAGUCAAGAUUUUUGAGUUUUUGCUCAAUAAACAUUGUUUACAGAUAUAUACUAAAAGUUAAUUUUUUAUUGACUCUGCUUUUCAGCUUUAUUUUAGAAAUAAUACUCAUCUCAAGCCUAUAUUUUUCUGAGAUUUAAUCUGAUCUUGUAUUGCAGACAAUUUCACCUUAGUUCCUGAUGUAAUUUUCUGAAUAUUUUUCAUCAUAGUCCUUGUACAGUCAUAUAUUUUGAGCCAGAGCUACAUUUUGAACUCUUUCCAUUCUGUUUAGAUCAUCUUAACAGUUAAUAUUUUGGCCAGAGUAUCCAUUUUGCUAUCACUAUUGUGAAUUCAUGUUUGAAAGAGAAAGUCAACCUACCACAGUGUAAAUGAUCUGUAAGACAUUGUCUACUUUCAAAAACUGGACUGAUAAGUAGACACAGGCCAACAAUCAGGCAACUUAGGAGCUUAUUGCAAUAGUCCAGAAAAGACCUGGACUUGGGCUUGUAUGUUGUCAACAAAAAUGGGGAAAAAUGAAUAGAUCCUAGAUACAAAUUUUGCAAGCUGUGGAUUGACAGAAGGCUGCCAACUGAUGAGAGAAAGUGGAAUCAAGGUUGACUCCAUUUUUAGUUUGAUUAGUUACAUGGUUGCUAGUUUCAUUUGUUGAAGUGGGAUGAAGGUCAGUAGAGAAAUUGAUUAAUGUGAUAGUAAAUUAAGAUGUAUUUUAUGGGCAUAUUUUGGCUGAGAUGCAUUUUAGCCAUUCUACUGGAUGGAAAUUAUGAUUGGAAAGCCUGAAAAUAAUAGAAGAGUUCUGGGUUACAGAUACAAGUGAGGAGUUUGUAGAUCAUUUUUAAGACCUACAAACUAAACCUGGGUUCCACACUCUGCCUUGGUUGGUGCCUAAAAUUUGGAUAAGUAAAUAAAUAAUGACAUCAAAGGAAAUGGAAAAUAUGAUAGUGAAAGAGAAGAAGCACCAUGAUUACAGUCAGCAUGUAGAAAACAAAAAAAAUUAUUUUUAUUUUUUUCUUAGCAUGUGUUUUUAGUAUAUAAUGAUUACAUUCCUUGGGGAGAGUUGGUAUAUGUUCAUAAUACAUUAAUUCCUUUUAUUUUUUAAAUUUUAUUUAAAGAGAAAAAGAAAAAAAACAAAAAAGGGUACAAGUAAUACAUAAUUUAAAAAAUAGUAAGAAAUCACUAGUUAUUAGAAUAAUUCAUUUUCUUGCCUGUUUUCCCUUCCCUCCCUCUACUCUCCACUCUUCUCUUAAUACUUUUCAUUUUCUUACAGUAUAUUGUGUAGUACAUAGGUUUACAUCACAUAAAAGGCCAGUUAUACCAUGAAAGCAUAGGAAAGGGUCACAGUUGAGGAUAGAAACAUGCAAUUUAGGCAUGAUACGUAGUAAGACAGACAAACGUACAUUCUUGGUUCUCCUCUCAAUUUUCCUGAGUGUUGAGUGUUAAAGUUUAUGGCUAUAUAUUUGAACUUCAAGACUUAGUAUAACUUUAAACUCUUCGUUGCAAAUCACUUAAAGUUGAUGAAAAAAGCAAUUCUUGUAGCUGCUCAUCCAAAACAUGCACAGUAUACUGUCUCUUUUCAGUAUCUCAACACUGAUUUUGUUUGACUCAAGCCAUCAGAAGAUAGGACUGAAAGUGAUUUUCCCACAGAGAAUUUUGCUGGAAGUUACUUUGAUAUUUAAAUAUUUGACUUAGAUUAAGACGUGUCAAAAGUUGCUCAACAAAAUAUCAUGUAUGUUACAUAGUACAUAUCCAAAGUGCAAAUAAUUAAAAUCCAUAUUCUGCAUUCUGUGAAAACAAUGUAGUCCUUAACAUUUGAUAAAUUCUCCAGAGUGUUACAAUUUCAUGGUUCAGCCUAGCACCAAACAAUUUUUCUUACAGGCUUAUAUUUCACUUUCCCUACAGUAAUGUUCUUAAGACAAGGAACUUUGGAACCUUUUGUUGCUUUUAGUUUUUGAACUCCACAACCCACUCAGGAUUGCAUAUAUAAAUAGUAUUUUUCUAUAAGCCAAGGACACAAUUUAACCAUUGUAAAAACAAUCUAAAAUUGCAUAUUUCCAUAUUGGGGAAGUUUUCUUAAAUCCAUGCUUCUUGGACAUCAGUGUCUCUCAAAAGAGUCAUCCUUAAAAUGGUCUGAGCUCCUUCCUCCCAUAUCUUGUGAGCUGAAUCACUCUCUUCUCUUUUGGGGAUGUAAUCUUUUUAGAUGUAUGUAUGAUUCACCCUCAUUUCAUGGAGAUCUCUGCUAAAAUAUCAUUUCACAAUGACUGUUGAUGACCACACUAUCUGAAUUGCUUCCUGAACCCAUGCCUUUAUUCUCUGUCUUGAUACUCUGACUUAUUUUUGAGUGUUUAUCCUCAAUUUUUCACUUGUCUGACUCCCCAUCCAUGUUUUCCCUAUAUAAGAUCAGAAAGUAAGAAUUAAUUCUGUGUAAUUAACAUUUCUGACACCUGCUCUGUGGAGGAGUAACUAAUAAUCAACUCCGCUGAACUGAAUCAGUGUGAUGCUGGGUGUGGAAAAAGGGCAUCGCCAACAGCAUAGAAGAACUGAAGGGAAGAUGGUGUGCUGUUGAUGUUCCUGGGGAAGCUUGUCAUGAUGGUUUUCCUGAUAUACACUCAGCUAUUAUCAUCAGAGGAAUUGAGUCUUUGUUAUCGCUGAGGAUGGCUGUGGUUCUUUUUUUUUGGGGGGGGGGUGGGCUCUGGUCCUUACCUUGAGAUUUGCUUCCUGGUUCCCAUGCAAAUCCUUCAGCCUGCUGGCACAGAUCCUUCAUUCCAGUACCACAGACUUUGUAGCUUCCGCCACUUACUUUUGGGCCUUCUGAGUACAGACCCUUAAUACACACUUGCGUGAGACAUUGUCAUGGACUGUAGGCCUCCAAAUAGACUCGUGGAGGACAUUGCCUUGGGCUCUAGGUCUUCAGCUGGACUCAUGUAUGAUGUUGCAGUGGGACCAGGCCUUUAGCUGGGUUCUUUAGUUCUCUAGUGUAUCAGAUAUUUUGUACAUUUCUGCAUUGGACUCUUUGGGUGAAUAUUAUAAAAUCAUCUCAUAAAGUAUGUGUCUUGUGUUAAAUCUUUCCCCUUGAAAAUCCUGACUACAACACAUGGUGAUAGCCUGAUAUAAGAGGUUCUAAACAAUAAUGGUAAAACAUGAAUGAUAAAAUGAAUAAACAUGCCUGAAUGCCAGUUUCUUUAUAAGAGGAAGAUUUUAAUUUAUAAAGUGAACAUAUUUGAGUCACAGAAUGUUGGCUGAGUAAAGCAAUAAAAAUAAUGCUUUGUGCUUUCAUAGAUAUAAAGUAUGAUAAAUUUGUACAGCUUCUAUCUUAAUGGGACAUAAGGAAGAUUAUAUUUAUUUGACUACUUAUUUGCUAUAGAAAUUAUUUGGUAAUAUAGUAUAUUUAAUGUAUAAAUCGAAUGUAUCCUAGGCUCACUAAGGUAGACUACCUACUUCUAAUGUUUUUAGACUAUUUUUUUCAAUUUAUGUAAUUUUUCAUUUAUGUUAAUAUUGAAGGAAACUUCCUUAUUAAGACCUACAUUAUUUAUUGGUUGAUUUUGUUUGUGUGUUUAGUUUUUUCUUUUGAGAUAAGAGCCUCCCUAUGAGCUUAGGCUGGCCUUGAACUCACUGUUACAGCCUACACAGGCCUUAAACUCACAGAGGUUCUUCCAUUUCAGCCUUUUGAAUGCAGAGAUUACAGGUGUGCGCCACCACAUCUAGUUUAUUGGUUGAUUAUUUUAACUGGGAAUUUGUUUUUGAAUAUUCUUAUACAAAUAACAGGCCCUAUAUUGCAUAGUUUGUUUUCUUGUGUAGUACAAAGAUAAAUAGAUGUUAUUUAUAAUAAAAUUUUACUAAAUUAAUCAUCAAGUUAUUGGAUUAUUAAGGGUUACCUGGUUGGUUCUGAGACACUAAAAGGUAAGUAUAGGACAAAAAGUACUCUUCCAUUUAAGUUGCAAAUAAUAUUCUGUGCUCUAAAUUUUUUAAAAAUAAAAAAUAAUAAAUGAUACAGAAUUUCAAAACACAAUAAUAAAGAGAUUAACACUGGUUAAUAUAUUGCAUAUUGUCAUCUUCAAAGAUAUCCCUUUCUCUUGGAUAAGAAGAACCAACGAUUUGAAAAUGAAUAUUCUCCCAAAUGUGGUAAAACAGAUUUAAUGUAAUUCCAAUCAAAAUACCGUUAGCAUACCUCACAGAUCUAGAGAAAACAAUCCUGAAAUUCAGUUGGAAACAGAAGAGACCUAGGGUAGCAAAAGCAAUCCUGGGCAACAAUAGCAAGGCAGGAGGCAUCACAAUCCCUGACUUGAACUUAUACUACAAAGCCACUUUGAUAAAUUUUUCUUCCUAAAUUAGCAUCUGGGGAAAUUUAAGUUUUAGAAGGCAUUAUUCAUUUUUAAAUUAGAGACAUUCAUGUCUGAUUUUUAUUUAUUAGAGAUUUUUAUUUUUAGAGAACAGAGAUAUUUUGUUUCUCCUGAUAACAAUAAUAAAACAUAGUUGUAGAAUUCACCCACUAGGAUAACGUGUCUACUAAUGUGUAAAUAAGUGAUAGGGGGAGGGAGAGCCUCUGUCCACUGUUUGUCUAUGCUUUUCAUUUUCAGGUGCAAAGACAGAUCACUCUUUCAUCUACCUGUAAACCACACCCGUAGCCUUUAAAGGCAGCCUGCCAAUUGAUAUUAUUGCUGCAUUGGAGAUUAAAGGGAGGUGGAAUAACUCUCUUGUUUUUGAAUGCUUUGUGGAAAAUAACUAAUUCUUAUGGUAGAGUUGGAGGGUUAGACUGUCAUAUGUAAAAACAUAAAUCUACUUAGUAUAAAAUGCAGAAAUGAAUCAUGAGAGAGUAUGGAAUUUAGUUUGUGAAUCCCAGUCACUGGCUAUGAAAAUAUACUCUUUUAAAUAAAUCAAUUUUCUUAUCAGAAUUUAUUGUGGCUAGACCCAGUGAAAUGUUUUAUAACUUUUUAGCAAUGGUUUUUAGCGCUAAUUUUUAAAUUAGUUCAUCAAUUACAAAAAAUUCUGUGUACUAAUUCUAGUCUCAUCGUUAACCACUUAGACAAAAUUUCUAGAUAUUUUUGGUAAAAUCUGUACUAGAUAAGACUGAUGCUUCAAGGCUGGAUGGAGGGUAAAAUAGUGGACUUUUACCCGUAAAGCCUGGGGGAUAUGAGAAUGCUGGCUACAGGAGCUUGAGAAGUGGGAUACUGUGCCGGCAAACUGAACUCAGUGUCUGGCAAUGCCAACAGACAGUGUGUCGAAGUUCAAACAAGUGAAUGAAAUCUGACAAUGAACUGUAAAUACCAAGACUCAGAAACUGCAGCUUCAGUCUCUGGAAUCAAAUAGGCUGCUUUUCAGUGUCGGUUUUAAACUCCAACAGCAUGACCUUGAGUAAAGCUGUUUAGUCUCCUGGGUCUCAACCUUCUCCUGUUAAAUGUUGAUACUACUACACCUAUAUAGCUAGAAUUAAGUUUUGGAAUGUAUAUAGAUAAUUCAGUAAAAAACUCUUAAGAAGAUUAAGAUAUUUUUAUUUGUUAAGUCACCCUGGAAAUCUAGGGUUCCAGCCUGCAAAUUACACUAGGUGAUAUUGGAACUGAGUAGGGAUUAGUUUUCAGUUAGGAAAACUCUUGCAUUGCUGUUGAAGAUCGGCUGCCUGAUCCAACUUUCCAUCCUCUGGAUAACCAUCUCAGAAUGCAGGUCCUAAAGUUAAUAGUUUAUGAGGCUGAAGUUUGAUAAAUAAGAUGCUUAUUUUAAGCUGGUGUUACAGAGGCCAGCACAAAGAGAUACGAGCAGCAGAGUGGUAUUUGAGUUCAGUGUUGUCAGAGAACAUUUCAAAGAGCUGUCCCAUAAAUUUCUUCUUUGUGCUUUUUUUGUGUUAAUUUUCUGCAGAAAUCAAUGUAUGCAGAAAUCAGGGCUGACACAGGAUCAGUUUAUGAGCGUUUGUCCUGGUUGCCUGUUGUGACUUUCCCCUUUGCUCCAUGCCUACAGGUGUCCCUGUAGGAAUGUAUAGCAUUGAAGGAAUAUGUAGUGCUGAUGCAAUAAUCAAGUAGAGUCUGAGUUCUUAGUAAAAGAACAUUAAAUAUCUUCAGAGAGGAAAACAAUAUGUUAAUUGCAAUGUGUUAAUAUACUUAAGGUAGUUGCAGAAUAUGGAAAUGAGGUUAUAGUGAAUGCAGAGCAAAAGAAGCAAUCAAUUCAGAAUCUAUGUUAGAUAAUUAGUUCUAUUUUGUCAACAUCUUUUUCUGUCUCAACAAAACAUUACCUAACUAUAAAAAUUAAGUACUUGUGUUGUGAAAACUUUGCCUAGUGGAAAUAUCCAUUUAUCUCUCUCAGCUCCAGUACAGUGACUCUACUGGUAGCUGUCAUACAUGAUAAAUAUGGUUUACUUAACAAAAUUAUAUUUUAUGUAAUUGCAUACUUUAAACCAAAGAUCAAUAACUAACUUACAAAUACACACUAACAAAGAUCAAUGAGUGAUAAAUACUGCUGAAUCCAUUUGAGUAUCUUUUCCUAACAAGUGUAAUCAGAUUAUAAACUGUGGUGUAACUUAAUAAACACUGUAUAGAAUUUUAAUGGUAGAUGCUCAAAGAAAUGAAAAGAGGGGCAAAGAUAACAGUUUAAGGCUUUUGUGCACGUUUUCACGGUCACGUAUAGAUGGAGCAGAUGUAAAGCUUUUUAUAUGUUGUGAGAUUGUGUGUCUAGGUCCAUAGGUAUAUUUUAAGGCCAUUUUAUCUAUGACAUCAGCAACUACCAUAUGUCCAUUUUAAUAUUAGCCUUCAAAUAGAUGGAAAUUGGUUUGAAUGAACUCCCACUAAUGACAGCUUAUCAUCAUGGCUACAGCUGACAGCUGUCACUGAGUGUGGUGGAUAAAGGUCCCUGAGAGGACGAUGAGCUCUAGACCACGUGUCUGGAGUUGAGCAGAGCUCGCAUAUGCCUUCCCCUUCCUUAGUUCUGCAGAGACAGUGCCUAUUUAAAGACACUUCGACAAAGAGUAACCCCUCAAAGUCACAGGCUGUAGCAUGGAAACGGUUAUCAGAAACAGCUUUCCUGACCUCUGCUACUGUUUUUUCUCCACUUAUUAUUAUUACAUUUGGUACAUAAAGGACACCUCAAUUUUUCAUUGUUUAUAAAAAAUAACUAGAGCUAGAGUAUAUAAAAUCUAUUCAAAUAGAGAAUCUAAAAAUUACUUUUGGCUGACCGAUACGAUUGUCCUCACUAAGUGAGGACGUAAUGUAACUAAUAAAAGCAAAGCCUGGCUGGCUUUCUGAUGGCGUAUGGUAGGUUAUUUUAUUGUUUUCUUUAAAAGAAUGUUUAUAUAGCAUCUAUGAAAAUAAAUCUGUUCCAAAAAUUGGCAUUGAAUUAGAAAUCUAAGUUAAAAUAUUUUAAAUUCUUACAGAUAUCACUUCAAAGUAUGAAACCUGCACUGAGGAUCCCCCAUAGUCCCUUGUUUUCUUGUGAUUCAUGUGCUGUGUGUGUAUAUACAAUAUUUUGAUUCUACAGUAGCCUCAAGUAAAAUCUUGCGUGACGCUCCAGGAAAACCCAUUGGAUAGAGGAGUGGGGCUGGGAAGUCAGUGAAAGGUGGUAUUGGUGGACUUAUCAAUUGAAAAGGUGAAGCUAAUUGGCUGGAUAUACACGAGAUGGUGCAUCAAAGACAGUGUGUUUAAAAUAGAACUGUUAGAUUUCUGAAACCAUUGGCAACGUCACUGCAAUGAGUUAGGCUGAGGGCUGCAACCGGAGAUACAGGAAGGUGAGGUGGCUUACAUGAGCCUCUGAGCCUGUCUCGAGGAAUUCUUUCUGGGUCAAUUUUUCUUCCUUUUCUUUACCUGCUGCUUUCUCCUCACCCUUUGAGGCAUACUAAGAAUUUUUACUUUUACCUCAAUGCCAGUGCACAUUAAAUUCCUCUUUCCCAUGUUCUGUUAUGGUCAUUUGUAGAUAUAUCAACCAUAGCAUUUAGAGUAGGGGGCUACAUUCUGUUUGGUAUUUGUGUUCAUCUCAGUUCAUAAAGGCCAAGUUUCUUUAGAUGUUAUUACAAGGGAGAAGUUAGUCAGUAUCAAUUUAUGAUUUGGGGCUUACAGUCUCAGAUUUCAAA
Messenger RNA from Cavia porcellus (domestic guinea pig), 49027 nucleotides. It is a transcript of the gene Gpc5, whose product is annotated as glypican 5. Lineage: Eukaryota; Metazoa; Chordata; Mammalia; Rodentia; Caviidae. Gene Ontology annotation, cellular component: cell surface; extracellular region; plasma membrane. Gene Ontology annotation, biological process: regulation of protein localization to membrane; positive regulation of canonical Wnt signaling pathway; cell migration. The transcript is spliced from 8 exons. The coding region runs from base 140 to 1717 and encodes 525 amino acids. The record is from RefSeq and is a predicted model, not a curated record.